This is a messenger RNA of Coregonus sp. 'balchen', 49255 nucleotides long. The record is from the annotation of a GenBank genome assembly. Lineage: Eukaryota; Metazoa; Chordata; Actinopteri; Salmoniformes; Salmonidae.
GUGUUUGAAGGCAGGGUUGACUAUGGACCCAGUCAUUGUAGAGGCUUUCCUGGCCAGCCUGUCCAACCGUCUCUACAUCUCCCAGGAGAAUGACAAGUAAGACACAUUUGUGUGUUUUCUAUUUUAACAUGAUGAUGAUAAUGAUGGGGGUAUGAUGACGAGACCCCUUAUUGCCCCUUUUACUAGUGAUACCUCUACUUCCCAUGAUUGACAGCCACUCUAACCAAUCCAGUGUCUCUCUUGCCCCCUUUUACUAAUGAUAACACUACCCAUGAAUGAUUGACAUCCACUCUGAUCAAUCUGGUGUCUUUCUCUUUCUCCCAGAGAGGCCCACCUGAUCCCGGACCACACCAUCAGGGCACUGGGUCACAUCGCGGUGGCUCUGAGGGACACUCCCCGAGUCAUGGAGCCCAUCCUGCAGAUCCUGCAGCAGAAGUUCUGCCAGCCGCCCUCCCAGCUCGAUGUGCUCAUCAUAGACCAACUGGGCUGCAUGGUCAUCACAGGCAAUGUGAGUUGUCCACGCACGCACACACUCACACGCAAACGUAUUCCCCCCUCAGUGAAUUCACCCCAUUUUCUAUAAAAUAUAUUGUAAAUUGUAUUGAAAUUGUAAAGUAUUUUUGUCUGAAAUGCAUUUUUCGUUAUGUCUGACCCCAAGCAUUUCACUUCACCUGCAAUAACAUCUGCUAAAUAUGUGUAUGUGACGAAUAACAUUUGAUUUGAUAUGAUUUGAGGAAGAUCUAAAUUCACCUCCCCCCUCUCUCUGUGCCUCUCUCUCUCUCCUCAGCAAUACAUCUACCAGGAAGUUUGGAACCUGUUCCAGCAGAUCAGUGUGAAAGCCAGCUCAGUGGUGUACUCCGCCACUAAGGACUACAGAGACCAUGGAUACAGGUGGGGUUUUCCUCCAGGACUACAAAUACCAUCAUGGGUGUCAAAAGGGCUACAUAUGAUGUUAUCUUUCAUGAAGUAUUGAAAUGACAAAGUUGUGUGUGCGGUGUUUGUGUAUACUGCAGACACUGCUCCCUGGCUGUGAUCAAUGCUCUGGCCAAUAUCGCGGUCAACCUCCAACAGGGGGAGCUACUUAUCGAUGAGCUAAUGGUCAAUCUGCUGGAGCUGUUUGUCCAGCUGGGACUGGAGGGCAAGAGAGCCAGCGAGAGGGCCUCAGACAAGGGCCCUGCGUUGAAGGUACACGGACGCCCAUGCACCCAGACAUACACGCAUGUGCACUAAUAACAACAGUGUCUUAGAGUGACUUUCCCUGCUCCCUCCUCUAGGCAUCCAGCAGUGCAGGCAACCUUGGGGUCCUUAUCCCAGUCAUCGCUGUGGUAAGUACCUUAUGCUGUCUGUUCAAAGUGUCUUCCCAUUUUACCUGAUUUCCUGACUUGAACCAUUGGCACUCCAAUCACUCAUUGGUAGUCAGAUAGGCAUCAAAAUUGUGUGAGUAGCUGAACUAAAGCACUUAAAAGGAAAGGACGUGUGUGUGUGUGUGUGUGUGUGUGUGUGUGUGUGUGUGAUGGAUCUGAUGGUAUCACAUACCAACCCGAAUAGAUCUGAGCUCUAUCUAGUUAGUUUAACUCUGCCAACAAAUAUUUACUCUACUUGCAAAAUAUGUCACUGGGUUUUUAUCUUGGAGCUUUUGUUUUCAAGCCUGGCUGAGGCGUGACCCAAGUGACUACACAGUCAAGGAUAUAGAGAUGCUGGUGUUAGCAAUACUUUUAGUUUUCACCCUUUAUCAAAUAAAAUAAAAUGUUAUUGGUCACGUACACAUAUUUAGAAGAUGUUAUCGCGGGUGUAGCGAAAUGAUUAUGUUCCUAGCUCCAACAGUGCAGUAAUAUUUAACAAUACAAAACAAUAUACCCAAAUCCAAAAAAUCCAAAGAAAGGAAAUUAGAAAUAUUAGAACGAACAAUGUCAGAAAGUAAUUACACACCUUGACUUUUUCCACAUUUUGUUGUGUUACAGCCUGAAUUUAACAUGUGACUCAAUGCCUCGAUUUGGUCUUAUGUAGCAACAUUUGAAAUGGUGUUUUUUUUACAUUGGAUAAAAGUAGAGACUCCGAGCUAGACAAUGGUAUAUCAUAAACUGCAGUUGAGGAACAAUUGGAAAGUAAUUCUGCUUUGAAAGUUGAUAAACUUACUACUGGAGAGCUCUUCUUUGUCUACACCCAUUCCCAUCUCUUUAGGAUUCACAUGUGAGGCCAUGUGCUAAACAGAGUGAGUGGUGUAGUAAACAAUCAAAGAUUAAGACUAAAAGUAGUAGCCUACAAUAAGGAAAAACUCCAGGUAGAAAUACACUUUAUCUAGUCUUUGGGCUAUAUCUGACUUUGGUGCAGGUCAUGUUGUUCUUCACAUUACCAUUUCUGGUAAACACAAAAUAAAAAGUUGAUUUGUCACAUGCACAAGAUACAGAAGGUGUAAAUGGUACAGUGAAAUGGUUACUUGCAUAUUUGCAUAGUAGCAAUAUCAAAAACAGAAAGUGUCCAGAUACAAAUAUUUUAUAAAUAUUAGAUGAUGCUUACCCAGACACACUAAAUUGAUGGGUCAUGUGAAAGAAAUGCUAUAACCCCCAGCCACAUCUUGCUAAGUGGAUGGGUCUCUACAGAAGGUGUAAACGGUACAGUGAAAUGGUUAUUUGCAUGGUAGCAAAACCAUCAAGCGCUAUGAUGGAACUGGCUGUCAUGAGGACUGUCACAGGAAAGGAAGACCCAGAGUUACCUCUGCUGCAGAGGAUACGUUCAUUAGAGUUAACUGCACCUCAGAUUGCAACCCAAGUAAAUGCUUCACAGAGUUCAAGUAACAGACACAUCUCAACAUCAGCUGUUCAGAGGAGACUGCGUGAAUCAGGCCUUCGUGGUCGAAUUGCUGCAAAGAAACCACUACUAAAGGACACCAAUAAUAAGAAGAGACUUGCUUGUGCCAAGAAACACGAGCAAUGGACAUUAGACCGGUGGAAAUCUGUCCUUUGGUCUGAUGAGUCCAAAUUUGAGAUUUCUGGUUCCAACCACAGUGUCUUUGUGAGACGCAGAGUAGGUCAACGGAUGAUCUCUGCAUGUGUGGUUCCCACCGUGAAGCAUGUAGGAGGAGGUGUGAUGGUGUGGGGGUGCUUUGCUGGUGACACCUAUUUUGAUUUCAAGGCACACUUAACCAGCAUGGCUACCACAGAAUUCUGCAGCAAUACGCCAUCCCAUCUGGUUUGCGCUUCGUGGGACUAUCAUUUGUUUUUCAACAGGACAAUGACCCAACACACCUCCAGGCUGUGUAAGGGCUAUUUGACCAAGAAGGAGAGUGAUGGAGUGCUGCAUCAGAUGACCUGGCCUCCACAAUCCCCCGACCUCAACCCAAUUGAGAUGGUUUGGGAUGAGUUGGACAGCAGAGUGAAGGAAAAGCAGCCAACAAGUGCUCAGCAUAUGUGGGAACUCCUUCAAGACUGUUGGAAAAGCAUUCCUCAUUAAGCUGGUUGAGAGAAUGCCAAGAGUGUGCAAAGCUGUCAUCAAGGCAAAGGGUGGCUAUUUGAAGAAUCUCAAAUAUAAAAUAUAUUUUGAUUUGUUUAACACUUUUUUGGUUACUACAUGAUUCCAUAUGUGUUAUUUCAUAGUUUUGAUGUUUUCACUAUUAGAAAAAUAAAGAAAAACCCUUAAAUGAGUAGGCAUGUCUAAACUUUUGACUGGUACUGUAUGUCAGAGUGGUUAGAGGAACUAUCGAGUACCAGGCCAUUAGGACCUGAUGGUCUUUAACAAGUUGGAUACUACCAAAAACAUGUCCAGAGUGCAUAAGAGGAGAUUACCAUGACUCAACAGUCACUGUCGGUGUGGUGAGUCCCCUGUAUCUCAGUUGGUAGAGCAUGGCGCUUGCAGCGCCAGGGUUGUGGGUUUGUUUCCCACGGGGGGCCAGUAUGAAAAUGUAUGCACUCACUAACUGUAAGUCGCUCUGGAUAAAAGCAUCUGCUAAAUGACUAAAAUGUAAAAAAUGCUAAUACUGUUACCUCAACAGCCUUAGAUGUGGUCCUUGAUGAUCUUCGUGGCCUUAUUGUAACACCGGGUGCUGUAGAUAUCCUGGAGGGCAGGGCAGGCAGUGUGCCCCCCCAUUUAUUGGAAAGCUGACUGUAUUUGUAAGAUUUCUGUAUCUUGAUUUAGAUUAGUUUUUUAUAUUGCAGAUUUUUUGUUGUUGUUGAGUGGUCCACAAACAGACACAGACACAAACACAACGUGACACACACACACACACACACACACACACACACACACACACACACACACAGAAAACAUGUUUUGCGCUGGUAUUUUAACUUGUAAAGCCCCUUUAAUGUAUGUCAUACAACACAAAAUUAUUUUCAAACGUCUCUUAAUGGUUUUGCAUAUCAUUUUAGCUAACCUUCUAGACAGAACUUCACAUACACUUCAGAACAUCUAAACAAAAAAAUGUUACAAAAUGUCCAAUCUUUUUAAGUCAUGGUCAAAUGGACUAAUUUAUUUUCUCUAAAAUGUUUCUUGAUUAGCCAAAGCAGUCACAACAUUGCAUCAAUGUGGUCACGGCGAUAAAUUAUCAGAGUUUCUAGUCGAACAGCCUCCACUGUAAAUAUAGGGAGAGAUGGAACAUUAACAGACAGCAAAUAACAAACACUCCUAACUGACCUCUCCCUCAGACACCGGUUAGGAGUCCCAUUGUAGGAUCAGCAGGAUUGGUUAAAAGGCAAAUAUUCUUGAAAUGGCUUCCUACUUUGGGUAGAUGCUUGCUGGAAAAGGACAUUAAUUAGUGGCCAGGUAAACAAAACCAAAACGUGGAUUUCUGUCCAUAGACUGCUUACAGGGUAAAGAAACCAAUAUGUAAAUGUAUAAUUUGGGUGAACUAUCCCUAUAAGAUACAGCGUUACCAAGCUUUUAGCUCUGUGAGGGGUCGACCACGCGGCCCAUGAACACAAGGCAGUCUGUGCGGUGCUCGUAGAUGAGGAAGAGGAAGGGACGGUCGAUGAUGAAGCGGAUCUGGGAGGAGAGGGGCAUGAAGCCCACUUGGGUCAGAGCCGCAGCCUCUGUCCCCUCCUCGUUCACGGUGAUCGUCCCCUGGUGCUUCAACUGGUGGGGAGGGGAGAAAAAGAAAGAGAACAUAGUUCAGAACCUUGUCUUGACCCAGUCAUAUUUAAACAUUAUUAGAUAGCCAAAACUUAUUUGACUUUGAUGGUGUAUUGAUGUUAUUAGCAUAGAGUAAAUUAAAGUGAAAAUGGUGGCACUUGUCAGGUGGGACUCUACUCUAGAAGGUAGAUUUACCCAGUUAAUAGUGAUCUUCUCGGAAGUCAUCCCAGUGAAGUCGCCCUUCUCCUCAAACAGGUCUGUGAGGCCCAUCUCCUUCAGGUUGUCUAUCAGGUCAUAACUCUGCUCCAGCUUAAACUUGGGAAACACAACCUCACGCGUCCUGUGGGAGAAACCAAUACAGAAUAUAAUAUUUUAGACCCAUAUCUCUUAUCCCAUAACUCCGAUCAUUUGUUAGUUAUGUUUUGGCCCUAUACUCUAACCUAGUGGUAAUCUUACCUGUGUUCUUUCCUGUUCACCUUGUGUAGUCAGUUGUUCUUACCUGGGGGCCAGGUCUGCUCACUUGCCGGUCAAGUAUUGUCAGGAGUGGUCACCUAUUGUCUUGUAUGGUCAUGUGUGCUCAUGUCUUUUAUCAAGUCUGCCUGUCCGUCAAUCAUGUUUUCUUACCUUUUGGACAGGUGUGACCAGGUGUGGUCAUUAUGUUCUGAACUGUAGUUCAGGUGUGACCAGGUGUGGUCAUAAUAUGGUCUCACCUGUUGGUCAUGUUACUUAGCCACUUGUUGACCACAGUGGGGGAGAUCUCUUGCUCCAGGUUCCUCAUGCCAGAGAUCUUCCUGGGCAGGGCGAUGAGCAUGCUGAUGUUCCCGGCGUAUGGUAGCUAGAAUAGCAAUAAUCAUGGUUUGAUUCAUGUAGACUACAAUAGUGCUUUUCCAGUUUUCAAAUGUCUUUACAUUGGAAAGGCUAGAACAUUGUUUCACAGCAACUUUUGAUCCUUUAGGGGCAUCAUCUGACUUGGAAGCAUACCGUAGGCCUAUAUCGCAGUGCACUAAAUCUUCUUUAUUUUCUAACCCACUUCCCCCAACUAAAUGUCUACCACCCACCUGUAAGAUGUCACACUGUAGUUCGUGGUCUGCAGCCGCCAGGUAGUUCCCUUUGUUCUGCAUCAUUGGCACUCGAACAUUUGUCUUCUCAUUCACACGGAAGUUCCGGUAGUGAGUCAUCUCCUUUGGGAAUUUCUGCUGCCAUGUACCUGUUUGUGUGGGUGAGAUCGACUGGCUUGUGUCAAGAAGUUGUUUCUCAACUGGUUUACAAAGAGAGGAUUUGAAGCUGGUCGUUAAAAUGUAAUGGAAAUGUAAUAUAGCCCAUAAUAUAUCAACUUUAAAAUCUAAUCUGAGGCUAGACAGAAAGAUACUUGAACCUUGGUCCAUAGAAAUGGCAUAGUUGAGGCUUAUUUCUCUGAUGUUGUACAUACCUUUAAAAUAGAGGUAGUUGAGUAGCAUCAGCACCAUAUUGGGGUCCACACUCUUCAGUGGUUCUUUGAUCAGUCCUUUGGUCAGCUUCGAGAUGCGCCAGUUGGCCUUGUCCAGAAACGCCUUGUCCCCGAAGUCCACCGACUGGGGCUCCGCAAAAUAGUAUGCCUUGGUAUUUGCCCGGAAACUUGGUUCCACCGCCACCUCUUUUUUCACGUACAGGUCAUUAACGGAUCGCAAUGUGUAUCCGAAGUUCCGUCGGAAGAGUCUGUGCGUAAUCUUCCGGAACAGCUUGUGUACGGUAACGUUGUCGUAGUGAUGGCUGGCGUUGACGAAUUCGGCAAAUCCCAGCGUCCGGUAAAGCUGCGCAUGUGUUCUGGGCCCCGCUCCCAGUGACAUCAUUCCCAUGGCGAUGGAGAUUCCGGCGGGCGCCAGCAGAAUGUUGUCAGUCUGAUUGACUUCGUUCCGAAGGCUACGGUAGAGUUUGAAACCAAAGUGGGCGUUGACCAAAUUGAUUCGUUGGAGGCGCGAGCGGCCGUGGAAUAGGCGUAGGAGUCUGGCUCGCCGUGUCUUUGGGUCUGAGGGUUCAGCGAAGAUGUCGAUAUCUGGAGCGGGAGUUGCGAUCUCAUCAAUUGUAUCCCCUUCACUGUAAUAAUAUAAAUAUUAUGAAACUAGCAGAAGUUUUUAUUCCAAAAUGAUUUACACAGUCAACACUCUGUAAUUGUGGAAUCAAACCCACAAGCAUGCACCAUGCUCCAGCCAACUGUGCCACUUCAAUCAAUGGAUGUCUACAGAGCAUGUCUACAGAGCUUCCCAGUGCUCAAAUCACUUGACAUUGUUAGAGGAUGAGUACAAUGUAUAUCACCCACCUGUAGUCAUCCCCCCCUUCGGCCAGGAUCUUGUCAAAGUCAAUGUAGUCUUCGUCCUCGUAGCCUUCCAGGGGCAGAUCGUUGGUCACAGUGUUCUCUUUGUGGAACUCCAGAGGAAUGUUCUCCAUGUCCAGAGCUCCACCCUGGCCAAGGCCUCGUGGGUCUGGCUUAGUAUUUGGGGUCGGACUCUGGUCAUAGAAGCUGAAGUGAGAGCCCAGGUCCUUGACCCCGGCCAGAGAGGUACCGACGAGGAGACAGGACACAGCGAUGACCGUGACGACCCACAUCCUUACACCGACAUGACAUAGAAGGCAUUUAUUAAUCUAGAACAAACCACCUGACUAGAAGCCACCAGUGUUUCUAGUCAGGACUGAGUCUUAAGCCACGACACAACAGGAAUCAUCCACGACCCACCAUUUUGGGAAAUACUGACCUAAGGCAUUUAUCAAGCACAAAUAGCCAUGGUCAAUAUCAACAUGCUUUGCCUUCUUUUGGCUGAAUACCGAAGACAACAGUUUCUCCAUACAGCAAAGAACAUCCAAACUUGUUAUUAGACUUAAAUUAACACUUUAUUAACACCCUUUCCUAUAGGUAAUUUUAUUCAGCAGUUCAAAUCUCACAAACUUUUCUGCUCAAUUUCAAAGGAAGUUUUCAGUUAAUAAAUAGUUUAAGCAUGAACACGACAACGAUAGUCAAUAUCUUGGUAGGUUUGACGACAGUAGGGGACUAAAAUGGCUUACCUGUGCUUUCUCUGUGGUGGCUGGAACUUGUGUGUUUGGUCUGUUUGCAACACUGAAGAAAGAGCAGAAAUACCAAACUGAACUUUGAUGUCCUCUUCCUGAACAAAUAACCCAGAUCAAACAACAAUGGGCACAAAGUCCCCACUGUAUCUGUCUUUUUUUAAACUUGUUUGUCCAUUUAUCCAAUUGAUGUCAAUAACAUGGAAGCCGACAUCAAAUACUGUUUCACUGCCAUGUUUAGAUUAUUAUUGGUUACACAGUUUUAAGUGCUACAUCAUCAAUAUUGUAAAAAUGUGCUAUUUUGUGGAAUAGUUUUUUUUAUGGUUAUGACAUGCCCAUGCAUUGUUAUUUUAGAUUUUAGAAUGCCAUUGCAAUCCAGAUUCACUAGCCUUGAUGGUUUUCAAUCUCUGUCUCUCCCUCUGUCAUCUGUUGUGCAAAGCCUAUGGUCACAUUAUAUUUGCAUCCACCCUUCCUACUGUGCUCCCACUUUCCUGUCCCCCCCCCCCUCUGUUUCCAGGUGACUGAAUAAAGUGUACAAUUUUUUAAAAAUCUUUCUCUCCCUUUACAGCUGACCAGACGGAUGCCGCCAAUCAUUGAGGCUAAGCCCCGCCUUCAAAAGCUUUUCAGGGACUUCUGGCUGUACUCUGUGGUCAUGGGCUUUGCCGUGGAGGGCUCGGGUCUAUGGCCAGAGGAGUGGUAUGAGGGAGUGUGUGAGAUCGCCACCAAGUCUCCUCUCCUGACUUUCCCUAGCGGUGAACCACUCCGCUCCGAACUACAGUACAACUCUGCCCUGAAGAAUGACACAGUCACACCGGUACACACAAAACACAGACACACAGACACACACACAAAGAACAACACAGUCAGGUGAUCAAUUCACCUAACCUAAAUAAUGCCACCUGUAUCUUUAUUGGAACUCUACUUGUCCAAGUCUAACUCUAUCUGUCCCCAUCCUGUACCUAGUUGUCCCUCUUCCUGUAAGUAUUACUACCUGUCUGUCUGUCGUGCAGGCUGAGCUGAGUGAUCUGCGAUCCACCAUCAUCAACCUGUUGGACCCCUCCCCUGAAGGAUCUGCUCUCAUCAACAAACUAGACUUUGCCAUGUCGACGUACCUACUGUCUGUCUACAGGCUGGAGUACAUGAGGUGAGCUACCCCCUAUAUAUCUAUACCUGCUGCUGCUCUAUUACCCAUGUCCACCUACAUGCUGUCUGUAUACAGACCAGGGCCCAUACAGUGGGGAAAAAAAGUAUUUAGUCAGCCACCAAUUGUGCAAGUUCUCCCACUUAAAAAGAUGAGAGAGGCCUGUAAUUUUCAUCAUAGGUACACGUCAACUAUGACAGACAAAUUUAGAUUUUUUUUUCCAGAAAAUCACAUUGUAGGAUUUUUAAUGAAUUUAUUUGCAAAUUAUGGUGGAAAAUAAGUAUUUGGUCAAUAACAAAAGUUUCUCAAUACUUUGUUAUAUACCCUUUGUUGGCAAUGACACAGGUCAAACGUUUGCUGUAAGUCUUCACAAGGUUUUCACACACUGUUGCUGGUAUUUUGGCCCAUUCCUCCAUCCAGAUCUCCUCUAGAGCAGUGAUGUUUUGGGGCUGUCGCUGGGCAACACGGACUUUCAACUCCCUCCAAAGAUUUUCUAUGGGGUUGAGAUCUGGAGACUGGCUAGGCCACUCCAGGACCUUGAAAUGCUUCUUACGAAGCCACUCCUUUGUUGCCCGGGCGGUGUGUUUGCUGAAAGACCCAGCCACGUUUCAUCUUCAAUGCCCUUGCUGAUGGAAGGAGGUUUUCACUCAAAAUCUCACGAUACAUGGCCCCAUUCAUUCUUUCCUUUACACGGAUCAGUCGUCCUGGUCCCUUUGCAGAAAAACAGCCCCAAAGCAUGAUGUUUCCACCCCCAUGCUUCACAGUAGGUAUGGUGUUCUUUGGAUGCAACUCAGCAUUCUUUGUCCUCCAAACACGACGAGUUGAGUUUUUACCAAAAAGUUCUAUUUUGGUUUCAUCUGACCAUAUGACAUUCUCCCAAUCCUCUUCUGGAUCAUCCAAAUGCACUCUAGCAAACUUCAGACGGGCCUGGACAUGUACUGGCUUAAGCAGGGGGACACGUCUGGCACUGCAGGAUUUGAGUCCCUGGCGGCGUAGUGUGUUACUGAUGGUAGGCUUUGUUACUUAGGUCCAGCUCUCUGCAGGUCAUUCACUAGGUCCCCCCGUGUGGUUCUGGGAUUUUUGCUCACCGUUCUUGUGAUCAUUUUGACCCCACGGGGUGAGAUCUUGCGUGGAGCCCCAGAUCGAGGGAGAUUAUCAGUGGUCUUGUAUGUCUUCCAUUUCCUAAUAAUUGCUCCCACAGUUGAUUUCUUCAAACCAAGCUGCUUACCUAUUGCAGAUUCAGUCUUCCCAGCCUGGUGCAGGUCUACAAUUUAGUUUCUGGUGUCCUUUGACAGCUCUUUGGUCUUGGCCAUAGUGGAGUUUGGAGUGUGACUGUUUGAGGUUGUGGACAGGUGUCUUUUAUACUGAUAACAAGUUCAAACAGGUGCCAUUAAUACAGGUAUCGAGUGGAGGACAGAGGAGCCUCUUAAAGAAGAAGUUACAGGUCUGUGAGAGCCAGAAAUCUUGCUUGUUUGUAGGUGACCAAAUACUUAUUUUCCACCAUAAUUUGCAAAUAAAUUCAUAAAAAAUCCUACAAUGUGAUUUUGGGGAUUUUUUUCUUCUCAAUUUGUCUGUCAUAGUUGACGUGUACCUAUGAUGAAAAUGACAGGCCUCUCAUCUUUUUAAGUGGGAGAGCUUGCACAAUUGGUGGCUGACUAAAUACUUUUUUCCCCACUGUAUGUAUCAAGCGUCUCAGAGUAGGAGUGCUGAUUUGGGAUCAGUUUUGGCUUUUGGAUCAUUAUACGCAUUGAUUGUAUGGAAAAGCAAGGACCUGAGCCUAGAUCAGCACUCCCACUGUGGGACACUUGAUACAUACAGCACUUGAGGUUGGAGCAGCACCUAUUUAUGCACUCCUGGUUUAUAUUCCCCAACAUUAGGGGACUCAUACUGUUCUCGCUCUCUCUCUCGUUCUGUCUCAGGAUGUUGCGUUCUAACGACGCAGACAUAUUCCAGGUGAUGUUCCGGUACUUUGAGGACAAAGCCAUCCAGAAGGACAAAUCUGGUGGGCGUAACGUUGUAUCUGCGUUUGAACUGCGUUGUAAUGUUGUAUAUUGGUUGUAUUUAUGUAUUUUUUUUUUCUGUUUCUGAUUCAACGUCUCAUCAGGUAUGAUGCAGUGUGUGAUCUGUGUUGGUGAUAAAAUCUUCAAUGUCUUCCUACAAAUGAUGGCUGAGAAGGUAGGCGUGCUCUUAAUCACACAUGCUGCUUUGGUUAUGCUUUAUUUUACCUCCCUGUUUAAAGUGGUAUUUACAUGGUAUUUACUAAGAAAUUGAUACUUUCUGGUACUUACCUCAAAUAAUUUAACACCAUUGGUAACAGGUACCAAAUGGUACAAACCUACGCUUGUGCCAAUGAAUCUCAAAGAAACUACAUUUUUAUUGAUUGAAAACUCUCUCAGCCCAAGACCAAAGAACACGAGGAGGAGUUGGAACGUCACGCCCAGUUCUUAUUGGUCAACUUUAACCACACCCACAAGAGGAUCCGCCGAGUGGCCGAUAAAUACCUCUCUGGAUUGGCUGAAACGUAAGUAGGGCUCACUUAACUUCCUACAUAUACAGUUGAAGUCGGAAGUUUACAUACACUUAGAUUGGAGUCAUUAAAACUCGUUUUUCAACCACUCCACAAAUAUCUUGUUAACAAACUAUAGUUUAGGGAAGUCGGUUAGGACAUCUACUUUGUGCAUGACAAAAGUAAUUUUUCCAACAAUUGUUUACAGACAGAUUAUUUCACUUAUAAUUCACUGUAUCACAAUUCCAGUGGGUCAGAAGUUUACAUACACUAAGUUGACUGUGCCUUUAAACAGCUUGGAACAUUCCAGAAAAUGAUGUCAUGGCUUUAGAAGCUUCUGAUAGGCUAAUUGACAUAAUUUGAGUCAAUUGGAGGUGUACCUGUGGAUGUAUUUCAAGGCCUACCUUCAAACUCAGUGCCUCUUUGCUGUUUGGCCAUAAUGACCAUUGUUAUGUUUGGAGGAAAAAGGGGUAUGCUUGCAAGCCGAAGAACACCAACCCAACCGUGAAGCACGGGGGUAGCAGCAUCAUGCUGUGGGGGUGCGUUGCUGCAGGAGGGACUGGUGCACUUCGCAAAAUAGAUGGCAUCAUGAGGAAGAAAAAUAAUGUGGAUAUAUUGAAGCAACAUCUCAAGACAUCAGUCAGGAAAUUAAAGCUUGGUUGCAAAUGGGUCUUCCAAAUGGACAAUGACCCCAAGCAUACUUCCAAAGUUGUGGCAAAAUGGCUUAAGGACAACAAAGUCAAGGUAUUGGAGUGGCCAUCACAAAGCCCUGACCUCAAUCCUAUAGAACAUUUGUGGGCAGAACUGAAAAAGCGUGUGCGAGCAAGGAGGCCUAUAAACCUGACUCAGUUACACCAGCUCUGUCAGGAGGAAUGGGCCAAAAUUCACCCAACUUAUUGUGGAAAGCUUGUGGAAGGCUACCCGGAACGUUUGACCCAAGUUAAACAAUUUAAAGGCAAUGCUAUCAAAUACUAAUUGAGUGUAUGUAAACUUCUGACCCACUGGGAAUGUGAUGAAAGAAAAAAAAACUGAAAGAAAUAAUUCUCUCUACUAUUAUUCUGACAUUUCACAUUCUUAAAAUAAAGUGGUGAUCCUAACUGACCUAAGAUAGGGAAUCUUUACUAGGAUUAAAUGUCAGGAAUUGUGAAAAACAGAGUUUAAAUGUAUUUGGCUAAGGUGUAUGUAAACUUCCGACUUAAACUGUACAUAAGGUACUCUCAUUUCUAAACAUUAAAACAAAUACAAGGUGACCUUCUAUACUGUCGCCUCAUAUAAAACAUUUGAUCUCAAAUCAAAAAUGCUGGAGUAAAGAGCCAAAUUAAGUUUUAGCUUCAAUGUCCAAAAAAAUACCUCUUUCAACCAUACCAGUCUACAAGUCUUACCCUGUGUGCAUAUAGUGUCUCAGAGUAGGAGUGUUGAUCUAGAAUCAGGUCCUCCUAGUCCAUUCAUUCUAAUAAAACAUUUUACAAAUUAUCAGAAAUCAUCACUCAUACUCUGAGAUGCUUUAUGAAUAGGGGCACUGGUCUCCCGUCCAGGUGUCAGCCUGGCCCAACCCUCCUUAGUUUCAGUGAGCCAGUAAAGGGGUAUAGGGUAGGAUGGCUGCUGGACAUAGUCUUAGGUCUACAAUUCCCACUCUUGUUAAAUGCAUUCAAUUAUCGUUCAUUCUCUCAGAUUCCCCCACCUGCUGUGGAGUGGGCGCGUGUUGAAGACCAUGUUGGACAUCCUACAGACUCUCUCUCUGUCUCUCAGUGCUGUAAGUAGUGCCAUGAUCUGGUCAAUGUCUUGGGGAAGGGGGCUAGCGAUUAGUUUCUGUUUUCGUCCCAAAAGGCAACCUAUUCCCUAUAUAGUGCACUAUAUAGGGAAUAGGGUGCCAUUUUGGACUCAUCCUCUGAAGCCCUGUGUUCUCUGUUUGUUCAGGACAUCCAUAAGGACCAGCCGUACUAUGACAUCCCAGACACCCCUCACAGGAUCACUGUCCCAGACACCUACGAGGCCAGAGAGGUAAGACAGCCUAGCCUGCACUGGUGCACUGGGAUAGGGCGAAGUUGCCCCUAGACGCUGAUCUGGGGUCAGUUAUGUAUUUCCCCCCACUAAUGGUUAAGGUUAGGAUUGGGGGAGGGGAAGCUGAUCCUAGAUCUACACCUAGGGGAAAGUUAACCCCGGAGCGCCUGCACUGCUGUUACACUCCACCACCACUCGGCGGAGGCGUUAGCAAUGUCUGAAGCGAGGGGUUGCACUUGGGAAUCAUGGGAUCUACAGUUGUUUAGCUGAAGCUGUAUUCUGACAGACAUGAACUGAUUGAUUGACGGAUGGCAUUAAUUCUUAAUUGUUCUAAUUGCUGUUUGUCAUUAUUUAGUUAGUGUGAUUUGGAAAAAGCUCAAGUAAUGAUAGAGUUAAGGUUUCCAAUGUAUUCAUUUCAUCAUAUCUCUCUCUCUCUCUCUCUCUCUCAGAGCAUAGUGAAAGACUUUGCAGCUCGCUGUGGGGAGAUCCUCAAGGAGGCCAUGAAGUGGGCUUCUUCUGUCACCAAGUCCCACCUACAGGUCAGUCCUUGAUUUUGUCCCAAAUUGGACCCUAUUCCCUAUAAAGAGAACUACUGUUGACCAGGGCCAAAAGUAGUGCACUUCAUAAGGGAUAGGGUGCCAUUUGGGACUCAUUCCUCCUGUGUUCAGCUCCCCACUCCUAGAGCUCACUCCCACCUUCUUUGUAGCUCAGUUGGUAGAGCAUGGCGCUUGUAACGCCAGGGUGGUGGGUUCGAUUACCCGGACUACAUACAGUGGGGAAAAAAAGUAUUUAGUCAGCCACCAAUUGUGCAAGUUCUCCCACUUAAAAAGAUGAGAGGCCUGUAAUUUUCAUCAUAGGUACACGUCAACUAUGUCAGACAAAAUGAGAAUUAUUUUUCCAGAAAAUCACAUUGUAGGAUUUUUAAUGAAUUUAUUUGCAAAUUAUGGUGGAAAAUAAGUAUUUGGUCAAUAACAAAAGUUUCCCAAUCCUUUUUUAUUUUCCCUUUGUUGGCAAUGACACAGGUCAAACGUUUUCUGUAAGUCUUCACAAGGUUUUCACACACUGUUGCUGGUAUUUUGGCCCAUUCCUCCAUGCAGAUCUCCUCUAGAGCAGUGAUGUUUUGGGGCUGUCGCUGGGCAACACAGACUUUCAACUCCCUCCAAAGAUUUUCUAUGGGGUUGAGAUCUGGAGACUGGCUAGGCCACUCCAGGACCUUGAAAUGCUUCACUCCUUCGUUGCCCGGGCGGUGUGUUUGGGAUCAUUGUCAUGCUGAAAGACCCAGCCACGUUUCAUCUUCAAUGCCCUUGCUGAUGGAAGGAGGUUUUCACUCAAAAUCUCACGAUACAUGGCCCCAUUCUUUCCUUUACACGGAUCAGUCGUCAUGGUCCCUUUGCAGAAAAACAGCCCCAAAGCAUGAUGUUUCCACCCCCAUGCUUCACAGUAGGUAUGGUGUUCUUUGGAUGCAACUCAGCAUUCUUUGUCCUCCAAACACGACGAGUUGAGUUUUUACCAAGAAGUUCUAUUUUGGUUUCAUCUGACCAUAUGACAUUCUCCCAAUCCUCUUCUGGAUCAUCCAAAUGCACUCUAGCAAACUUCAGACGGGCCUGGACAUGUACUUGCUUAAGCAGGGGGACACGUCUGGCACUGCAGGAUUUUAGUCCCUGGCGGCAUAGUGUGUUACUGAUGGUAGGCUUUGUUACUUUGGUCCCAGCUCUCUGCAGGUCAUUCACUAGGUCCCCCCGUGUGGUUCUGGGAUUUUUGCUCACCAUUCUUGUGAUCAUUUUGACCCCACGGGGUGAGAUCUUGCGUGGAGCCCCAGAUCGAGGGAGAUUAUCAGUGGUCUUGCAUGUCUUCCAUUUCCUAAUAAUUGCUCCCACAGUUGAUUUCUUCAAACCAAGCUGCUUGCCUAUUGCAGAUUCAGUCUUCCCAGCCUGGUGCAGGUCUACAAUUUUGUUUCUGGUGUCCUUUGACAGCUCUUUGGUCUUGGCCAUAGUGGAGUUUGGAGUGUGACUGUUUGAGGUUGUGGACAGGUGUCUUUUAUACUGAUAACAAGUUCAAACAGGUGCCAUUAAUACAGGUAACGAGUGGAGGACAGAGGAGCCUCUUAAAGAAGAAGUUACAGGUCUGUGAGAGCCAGAAAUCUUGCUUGUUUGUAGGUGACCAAAUACUUAUUUUCCACCAUAAUUUGCAAAUAAAUUCAUAAAAAAUCCUACAAUGUGAUUUUCUGGAAUUUUUUUUCUCAAUUUGUCUGUCAUAGUUGACGUGUACCUAUGAUGAAAAUUACAGGCCUCUCUCAUCUUUUUAAGUGGGAGAACUUGCACAAUUGGUGGCUCACUAAAUACUUUUUUCCCCCACUGUAUAUGUAAAAUUUAUGCACACAUGACUGUAAGUUACUUUGGAUAAAAGUGUCUGCUAAAUGGCAUAUAUUAUUAUUAUUAUUAUUAUUAUUAUUAUUAUUAUUAUUAUUAUUAUUAUAUUACUCAUUGGAAUGCUUCUAUGGAAUAAUUUAUGUCCAUAACACAGUACUCUCCAACAGGCAAACAAAGGCAUAUUCUAUCAUCUGGACUGUGCAAAUUCACUGUGCAAUAUGUGUGUAUCUUUAUAUCUGUUUGUUUACUAUAUAUUUUAACAUCUUAUCAGACCUGCUCCAGCUUAAAUAAAAAAAUGUUUUUUUAAUGGUGAACGAGCGUUACUCCUUUUCAAUGAUGAUCACAAUUUUUAUUUUUUUGGUUGGACCUUGACUCACAUCUUAUCCGACUUGCCACCACUGAAAUUCCCUCUGGGGAAAAUAAAGCUAUUCUAUUCCAUCUCCAGGAGUACCUGAACAAGCACCAAAACUGGAUAUCAGGUCUUUCCCAGCACACUGGCCUGGCUAUGGCCACUGAGAGCAUACUGGACUUUGCUGGCUACAACAGAGAGAGCACAUCACUGGGGGUGAGACACACAGAAACACACCAACAGAGGCGUCAUGCCCGUAGGGGGCAUGUGCCCCCUCAGAUUUGUCCUGUUAACAUUUUUGUUUUUUCUCUGUAAUACUACACUUAACAAUUUUAUGACGUUGGCUUUAGCUAGCCCAGAUCGGUUCCCAAUCUCCCAACCUCAUAACUAGCUACCAAGAAGCCAUUUCAGGCUAUCAAUCAAGUUAGAGUAGCUAGCUUGUCUAACUAUCUUAGCUGGCAUGCCUGCUGGCAAGGUUGGUAGACUUUAGAAAAUCAAGCCAUAACUAAAUGUACUGAAUAAGACUCACAUUCCUUUCAUUCUUUUACCAGAUUUUAGCAGAGAAGCAUAUUUAGUUUCUUUAAAAAAAGAAACACCAGUCAGAAGGAUACAGACAGCUCAAGAGGUAUGCUUAGAUAUAAAAAAUAUUACACUUUUUUUGACAGAAUUAAGCAGAAUGAUUAUGGCUCUCGAUUGCAGGAAAAAAAUGUUUCAGGUGUUUGAAAAAUUCAAAAUUCUCCAACUCAGAUUUUUGGGGCUGGGGGGUUACGUUCCCCAGCAAGAAAAAAAACAUUGUCGCUCAAACAGAAAGGGGAACUAACAAAGUCACUAACAACAACAAAAACAAAACAGGUGGGGUGCAACAACAACUGGAACCUAAAAGACACCCACUGUGAUCGCCAACUAAAUUUGCCCAAGAAAAGGCAAACAAAAUAAAAAACAACACCAAACUUAGACAGGAAGCAAACCAAAAAGUGGAGCAAAACAGAAACAGGGAAGUUCAGAUAAAGGAUUGUUUAAAAAAAUAUAUAUACUACAUUUUUUGUUGGACAAGUAUGCCCACAACCAACAGAAAACAACUUUCAUCACAACAUGAUCAACUUAAAUGCGUCGCUACUUAAAUGCUUUGCCUCCUCCAAUAUAAACAUGGCAUCUACUGGCUGCAUGACGCCUCCACACAUCCCCCCCCCCCCCCCCCCCCCCCCCCCCCCCCACCUGUCUGUGGCUGCUGCUGGUUAUGAUGCUGCUGGCUGCUGCUGGUCUGUAAACGUUAGACUGCAGAGACUGUCCAACAGCAGCUGAAGGUAAGUGCGGGGCUAGAAGUAGAUGACCAAUGAAAUUAUAGCUAGGAGUAGACGACCAAUGAAAAAGAAAGCACCUAAACAGACAUGAUCCAAUUAAUCAAUCAACUGUUUUAGUGAUAACAGUAGCUUAACUUUAUAUUAUGUUCAGAUUAACACUCAUAACAUGUACUGAACAUGUUAGACAAUGUGAUCUUUGCAACGGCCAAAGCCAGUUUUUUGUAAUUUAACACAAAUAACUGAGAUAUGAGUGUAACUAGACUGAUAGUUUAAAACGCAGUGUCAUAAAACCAGUUAUUCUUGAAUAUGAAAGUUAAAGGUUAAUAUGAUCUUUGGGUUUGGUUUGAGUCAAGAUUCCCAUGCUUUACUAACAUUCCCCCAAUGUUGCCAUAUUGUCGUUUUGUAAAAUGUCCCUUAUACACUGAACAAAAAUAUAAAGGCAACAUGCAACAAUUUCUAAGAUUUUACUGAGUUACAGUUCAUAUGGAAAUCAGUCAGUUGAAAUAAUUCAUUAGGCCCUCAUCUAUGGAUUUCACGAUUGGGAAUACAGAUAUGUAUAUGUAGGUCACAGAUACCUUAAACCAAAAAAAAUACCCAAAAAAUGUAGGGGUGUAGAUCAGAAAACCAGUCAGUAUCUGGUGUGACCACCAUUUGCCUCAUGCAGCGUGACACAUCUCCUUCGCAUAGCAUUGAUCAGGCUGUUGAUUGUGGCCUGUGGAAUGUUGUCCCACUCCUCUUCAAUGGCUGUGCGAAGUUGCUGGAUAUUGGCGGGAACUGGAACACGCUGUCAUACACGUCGAUCCAGAGAAUCUCAAACAUGCUCAAUGGGUGACAUGUCUGGUGAGUAUGCAGGCCAUGGAAGAAUUGGGACAUUUUUAGCUUCCAGGAAUUUUGUACAGAUCCUUGCGAAAUGGGGCCGUGCAUUAUCAUGCUGAAACAUGAGGUGAUGGCGGCAGAUGAAUGGCAUGACAAUGGGCCUCAGGAUCUCAUCACGGUAUCUCUGUGCAUUCAAAUUGCCAUCGAUAAAAUGCAAUUGUGUUCAUUGUCUGUAGCUUAUGCCUGCCCAUACCAUAACCCCACCGUCACCAUGGGGCACUCCGUUCACAACGUUGACAUCAGCAAACCGCUUGCCCACACGUCUGCCAUCUGCCCGGUACAGUUGAAACCGGGAUUCAUCCGUGAAGAGCACACUUCUCCAGUGGCCAUCGAAGGUGAGCAUUUGCCCACUGAAGUCGGUUACGACGCCGAACUGCAGUCUCGUCAAGACCCUGGUGAGGACGACGAGCACGCAGGUGAGCUUCCCUGAGACGGUUACUGACAGUUUGUGCAGAAAUUCUUCAGUUGUGCACACCCACAGUUUCAUCAGCUGUCUGGGUGGCUGGUCUCAGAUGAUCCCCCGGUGAAGAAGCCAGAUGUGGAGGUCCUGGGCUGGCAUGGUUACAUGUGGUCUGCAGUUGGGAGGCCAGUUGAAUGUGCUGGCAAAUUCUCUAAAACGAAUUUGGAUAAGGCUUAUGGUUGAGAAAUUAACAUUCAAUUCUCUGGCCACAGCUCUGGUGGACAUUCCUGCAGUCAGCAUGCCAAUUGCACGCUCCCUUAACUUCAGACAUCUGUGGCAUUGGGUUGUGUGACAAAACUGCACAUUUUAGAAUGGCCUUUUAUUGUCCCCAACACAAGGUGCACCCGUGUAAUGAUCAUGCUGUUUAAUCAUCAUCUUGAUAUGUCAUACCUGUCAGGUGGAUGGAUUAUCUUGGCAAAGGAGAAAUGCUCACUAACAGGGAUGUAAACAAAUUUGUUCACAACAUUUUAGAGAAAUAAGCUUUAUGUGCAUAUGAAACAUUUUGGGGAUCUUUUAUUUCAGCUCCUGAAACAUUGGACCAACACUUUACAUGUUGCGUUUAUAUUUUUGUUUAGUAGAGUUGCUUUGUUAAUGCCGUGCAUUAAAGCUGCAAUAUCUAACUUUUUGGGCGACCUGAUCAAAUUCACAUGGAAAUGUAAGUUAUAUAUCUGUCAUUCUCAUUGAAAGCAAGUUCAUUUUUGCAUCUUUUACUUUAGUUUUUGUACAUCAGCUUCAAACAUCUGAAAAUACAAUAUUUUUGGUUAUGGAAAAUAUUUUUCACAGCGGUUUAGAUUGUACAAUGAUUCUCUACACUAUACUUGCUUGUUUUGUCACAUAUAAACUGAUAUUAGGCGAACUAUUAGAUUUUUAGCAACCAGGAAAUGGCAGAGCGAUUUCUACAUAGAGGUUAACAUAUCAAUGUGCUUUUUGCAUGAUGUAUGUACUGUACAUGAUGCACAGCAUGCACUGGAAUUUGUUGUGUUUAUGUACGUCGGUGUGUGCACAUACAGUGCAUUCGGAAAGUAUUCAGACCCCUUCCCAUUUUCCACAUUUUGUUACGUUACAGCCUUAUUCUAAAAUGGAUUCAAUAAAUAAAAAGCCACAAUAAUGACAAAGUGAAAACAGGUUGUAAAUUGUUUUUUGCAAAUGUAUUAAAAAUAAAAAACUGAAACCUUAUUUACAUAAGUAUUCAAACCCUUUGCUAUGAGACUCGAAAUUGAGCUCAGGGUCAUCCUGUUUCCGUUGAUCAUCCUUGAUGUUUCUACAACUUGAUUGGAGUCCACCUGUGGUAAAUUUGAUUCAUUGGACAUGAUUUGGAAAGGCACACACCUGUCUAUAUAAGGUCCCACAGAUGACAGUGCAUGUCAGAGAAAAAACCAAGACAUGAGGUUGAAGGAAUUGUCCGUAGAGCUCCGAGACAGGAUUGUAUCGAGGCACAGGGGAAGGGUACCAAAACAAUUCUGCAGCAUUGAAGGUCCCUGAGAACACAGUGGCCUCCUUCAUUCUUAAAUGGAAGAAGUUUGGAACCGCCAAGACUCUUCCUAGAGCUGGCCGUCUGGCCAAACUGAGCAAUCGUGGGAGAAGGGCCUUGGUCAGGGAGGUGACCAAGAACCCAAUGGUCACUCUGACAGAGCUCCAGAGUUCCUCUGCGGACAUGGGAGAACCUUCCAGAAGGAAGGUUCUCCCAUCUCUACAGCACUCCACCAAUCAGGCCUUUAUGGUAGAGCGGCCAGACCGAAGCCAAAAAUAGCUGUGCUACGACGCUCCCCAUCCAACCUGACCGAGCUUGAGAGGAUCUGCAGAGAAGAAUGGGAGAAACUCCCCAAAUACAGGUGUGCCAAGCUUGUAGCAACAUAUCCAAGAAGACUUUAGGCUGUAAUCGCUGCCAAAGGUGCUUCAACAAAGUACUGAAUAAAUGGUCUGAAUACUUAUGUCAAUGUCAUAUUUCAGUUUUUUAUAUAUAUAUAUUUGGAAACAUUUCUAAAAACCUGUUUCUACUUUGUCAUUAUGGGGUAUUGUGUGUAGAUUGACGAGGGAAAAAAACGAUUGAAUCAAUUUUAGAAUAAGGCUGUAACGUAACAAAAUGAGGAAAAAGUCAAGGGGUCUGAAUACUUUCCGAAUGCACUGUAUGUGUGUGCGCAUGCAUGCAUGUGCAUCAGCGCGCACAUGCCAGCGUUUUUGCGUGCUUAUUCUUGUGUUUGCGAAUGGAUUUUUGCUUCAUUUUGCUUUGUUUUGUCCACCUUCUCACUCCCAUUGCCCUCGCUUGCCUGCCUGUUUGCUUGCCUGCCUCCCUACCUACACCUGUACUGGGCUACCUGGUUGCCUGGUUAACGGAUUGACCGACUGGUUGGUUGGGCUGUUCUGGUCUAGCCUGCUAACUGAUUGUCCUUGCUGCUGUUCCUUUCUUCAGGCUGGUUUCCCCCAGGUUGGACUGAAAGGGGCUCCACAUGCUUCAGACCAGAGACUGUUAGGCUCCCACAACUCAUUCUCACGUUCCGUAUUUCUCUCUCUCUCUCCUCCCCCCCAUGUCCCUGUCUGCCUAGAAAUGAACUAACAAACCGACCCCCUACCUGGUUUCUCCCCUACAGACGAUCCAGCUGACUGAGAGACCAGCGUGUGUGAAGAAGGACUACUCCAAUUUCAUGUCCUCCCUCAACCUGAGGAAUCGCUACACUGGAGAGGUGUGUGUUUACGUGCGUGUGGGCAUGCAGCAGGAUGAUCGCAAAUAAUAUAUGAGGGUCCUUUUUGAUUGUGGAUCCAAUAAAAAUGCAGGUGUAUGCUUCUGUGUGUCUGUAUGUUUGUGUAGGUGGCAGGUAUGAUCCAGUUCGCCGAGGCGACCCACAGCCAGUCAGACCUGAGCAAACUGAUGGUGAAACAGAUGACAGACGCCCUUUCCUCCAAAGUCCCAGAAUCCUUCUCUCAGGCCAUGUUCAAAAUGUCUGCCUUGCUCAUCAGUCACAAAGGUAAAGACUGAGGAACACACACGUAUACAUUAGCAUCCGGGUCGUCUGACACAGCUGAAGCCUACUGUAGGUGUUACGUUAGCUCUGAAAGUGUUGUUUCUCUGCUCUACAAGAACUGAACCUCUGAACAGUUUUAAGAUGCUUAUACAUGUAGGGCCGGUUUCCCAGACACAGAUGAAGUCUAGUCCUGGACUAUAAAGCUCAAUGUUCAAUAAAGAUUCUCAGUUGAAAGUGCUCCAGGACUAGGCUUAAUAUGUGUCCGGGAAAACCGCCCCAUAGUCUCUUAUUUUCUCCCUUGUUCGUGCCUCUGACUCUCUUUCCUUAUCAGUCUCCCUUUUUGCCUUUCUCUCUCCCUCCACCUCUCUCUCCCCUACCUUUCUCUGUAGACUAUGACCCCCAGCUCCUGCACCACCUGUGCUGGUCUCCCCUGAAGAUGUUCACAGAGCAUGGGAUGGAGACUGCCAUCGCCUGCUGGGAGUGGUUCCUCGCCGCACGCAACGGACUGGAAGUCCCGGUACGUGUGUGUGUGUGUGUGUACGUGUGUGUGUACUUGUGUGUGUGUGUGUGUGUGUGUGUGUGUGUGUGUGUGUGUGCUUGCAUGCUCAGUACGAGUGUGUACCUCAUGUCUCUCUCUGUAGUUUAUGCGCGAGAUGGCCGGGGCGUGGCAGAUGACAGUGGAGCUGAAGAUGGGCUUGUUCGGAGAGGCCCAGGUGGAGGCUGACCCGCUGGCUGCCUCAGAGGAGAGCCAGCCCAUCCCCUGUCCCCCCAUCGUCACCCCACACAUUCUAUGGAUAGAGGUCAGUGCCACUGGAGAUUCUCAGGGUGCCUUUUUGUGGCUGAUACUGGAAGCAAACGGACUGAAACUGGGAGGGACUAGCUGAACAUGUCCAAUAAGACAAUUUCAUUUUCUUUGAGUAAUGUUUUACGUUGCAAAACGUUUUGUUACGGUUUGCUACGGUGUGCACUAAUGUAUACACCCCUGCUCCUGUCCUUGUCUAGUUCCUGGUGCAGAGGUUUGAGAUCGCCAAGUACUGCAGUGCCGACCAGGUGGAGAUCUUCACCACUGUCCUGCAGAGGUCGCUAUCGCUCAGUGUCGGAGGGGCCAAGAACAGUCUCAACCGCCACGUAGCGGCCAUAGGACCCCGAUACAGGUUAACACACACAUGCAUGCACGCACGGACGCACACUACUACUACUGCUACAGUGCACAUUUCAUCUACACACAAAAUAACUCCCUCUACCACUCUCUCUUCAGGUUGUUGACUCUAGGUCUAAGUAUCCUACAUGCGGACGUGGUCACUAAUGCCACCAUUAGAAAUGUCCUCCGAGAGAAGAUCUACUCCACCGCAUUCGACUACUUCAGGUACACACACACACACACACACACACACACACACACACACAACCAGUACCUUGUACAGAGUAAGAUGCAGUGUGAGUAAAUUCCACUAGAUGGCGGUGCAGGUCCACCAAACUCCUGAUUAAUUUACUAAAGUUACCGGAAACUUCUGUAAUUUUUGUAAUUAACAGAAAUCUAUGGCAAUCUAUCGUAACUUUGGCAAUCUAUCGUAACCUUGGUCAUUUAUACUUAAAAAAUAAAAAAUGUGUGCUAAUAUUACCUCAAAAGUCAUAUUAAUCAAAAAAUAACUAUUGACCAUGCCAAAAGAGUUGAAAAGGAAAGUUUUGAGUGAGGAAAAGAAGGGUUCAAUUCUGGCUUUACUGGCAGAGGGAUACAGUGAGCGUCAGGUUGCUUCCAUCCUUAAAAUUUCAAAGACGGCGGUUCAUAAGAACAAGGUCAAGCAGCAGACAAUGGGGACAACAAAGCUACAGACCGGCAGAGGGCGAAAACGACUCUCUACUGACCGGGAUGACCGCCAACUCAUUCGAAUGUCACUCAACAACCAUAGGAUGACAUCAAGUGACCUACAAAAAUAAUGACAAACGGCAGCUGGGAUGAAGUGCACGGCAAGGACGGUUCGAAACAGGCUCCUAGGGGCAGGGCUGAAGUCGUGCAAAGCUAGAAAAAAGCCCUUCAUCAAUGAGAAGCAAAGAAGAGCCAGGCUGAGGUUUGCAAAAGACCAUAAGUAUUGGACCGUAGAGGACUGGAGUAAGGUCAUCUUCUCUGAUGAGUCCAAUUUUCAGCUUUGCCCAACACCUGGUCAUCUAAUGGUUAGACGGAGACCUGGAGAGGCCUACAAGCCACAGUGUCUCGCACCCACUGUGAAAUUUGGUGGAGGAUCAGUGAUGAUCUGGGGGUGCUUCAGCAAGGCUGGAAUCGGGCAGAUUUGUCUUUGUGAAGGACGCAUGAAUCAAGCCACGUACAAGGUUGUCCUGGAAGAAAACUUGCUUCCUUUUGCUCUGAUAUUGUUCCCCAACUCUGAGGAUUGGUUUUUCCAGCAGGACAAUGCGCCAUGCCACACAGCCAGGUCAAUCAAGGUGUGGAUGGAGGACUACCAGAUCAAGACCCUGUCAUGGCCAGCCCAAUCUCCAGACCUGAACCCCAUUGAAAACUUCUGGAAUGUGAUCAAGAGGAAGAUGGAUGGUCACAAGCCAUCAAACAAAGCUGAGCUGCUUGACUUUUUGCGCCAGGAGUGGCAUAAAGUCACCCAACAUCAAUGUGAAAGACUGGUGGAGAGCAUGCCAAGACGCAUGAAAGCUGUGAUUGAAAAUCAGGGUUAUUACACCAAAUAUUGAUUUCUGAACUCUUCCUAAGUUAAAACAUUACUAUUACUAUUGUGUUGUUUAAAAAUGAACAUGAACUUAUUUUCUUUGCAUUAUUCGAGGUCUGACAACACUGCAUCUUUUUUGUUAUUUUGACCAGUUGUCAUUUUCUGCAAAUAAAUGAUCUAAAUGACAAUAUUUUUAUUUGGAAUUUGGGAGUACUGUUGUCAGUAGUUUAUAGAAUAAAACAAAAAUGUUAUUUUUACCCAAACACAUACCUAUAAAUAGUAAAACCAGAGAAACUGAUAAUUUUGCAGUGGUCUCUUAAUUUUUUCCACAGCUGUGUGAUAUAUAUAUAUAUAUAUAUAGUUGAAGUCGGAAGUUUACAUACACUUAGGUUGGAGUCAUUAAAACUCGUUUUUCAACCACUCCACAAAUUUCUUGUUAACAAACUACAGUUUUGUCAAGUUGGUUAGUACAUCUACUUUUUGCAUGACACAAGUCAUUUAUCCAACAAUUGUUUACAGACAGAUUAUUUCACUUAUAAUUCACUGUAUCACAAUUCCAGUGGGUCAGAAGUUUACAUACACUAAGUUGACUGUGCCUUUAAACAGCUUGGAAAAUUCCAGAAAAAUGAUGUCAUGGCUUUAGAAGGUUCUGAUAGGCUAAUUGACAUCAUUUGAGUCAAUCAGAGGUGUACCUGUGGAUGUAUUUCAAGGCCUCCCUCAGUGCCUCUUUGCUUGACAUCAUGGGAAAAUCAAAAGAAAUCAGCCAAGACCUUAGAAAAAGUGUUUUGUAGACCUCCAGAAGUCUGGUUCAUCCUUGGGAGCAAUUUCCAAACGCCUGAAGGUACCACGUUCAUCUGUACAAACAAUAGUAUGCAAGUAUAAACACCAUGGGGCCACGCAGCCGUCAUACCGCUCAGGAAGGAGACGCUUUCUGUCUCCUAGAGAUGAACGUACUUUGGUGCGAAAAGUGUAAAUCAAUCCCAGAACAACAGCAAAGGACCUUGUGAAGAUGCUAGAGGAAACAGGUACAAAAGUUUCUAUAUCCACAGUAAAACAAGUCCUAUAUCGACAUAACCUGAAAGGCCGCUCAGCAAGGAAGAAGCCACUGCUCCAAAACUGCCAUAAAAAAGCCAGAAUACUGUUUGCAACUGCACAUGGGGACAAAGAUUGUACCUUUUGGAGAAAUGUCCUCUGGUCUGAUUAAACAAUAAUAGAACUGUUUGGCCAUAAUGACCAUCGUUAUGUUUGGAGGAAAAAGGGGGUUGAUUGCAAGCCGAACAACACCAUCCCAACCGUGAAGCACGAGGGUGGCAGCAUCAUGCUGUGGGGGUGCUUUGCUGCAGGAGGUACUGGUGCACUUCACUAAAUAGAUGGCAUCAUGAGGAAGGAAAAUGAUGUGGAUAUAUUGAAGCAACAUCUCAAGACAUCAGUCAGGAAGUUAAAGCUUGGUCGCAAAUGGGUCUUCCAAAUGGACAGUGACCCCAGGCAUACUUCCAAAGUUGUGGCAAAAUGGCUUAAGGACAACAAAGUGGCCAUCUCAAAGCCCUGACCUCAAUCCUAUAGAACAUUUGUGGGCAGAACUGAAAAAGCGUGUGCGAGCAAGGAGGCCUACAAACCUGACUCAGUUGCUCCAGCUCUGUCAGGAAGAAUGGGCCAAAAUUCAUCCAACUUAUUGUGGGAAGCUUGUGUAAGGCUACCCGGAACGUAUAACCCAAGUUAAACAAUUUAAAGGCAAUGCUACCAAAUAUUAAUUGAGUGUAUGUAAACCUCUGACCCACUGGGAAUGUGAUGAAAGAAAUAAAAGCUGAAAUAAAUAAUUAUCUCUAUUAUUCUGACAUUUCACAUUCUUAAAAUAAAGUGGUGAUCCUAACUGACCUAAAACAGGAAAUUUAAUUAAUUAAUUAAAUGUCAGGAAUUGUGAAAAACUGAGUUUAAAUGUAUUUGGCUAAGGUGUAUGUAAACUUCCGACUUCAACUGUGUAUAAUAUAUAUAUAUAUAUAUAUAUAUAUAUAUAUAUAUAUAUAUAUAUAUAUAUAUAUAUAUAUAUAUAUAUAGUAUUAAUUUGUUAUAUCUGUGUCCAUAUUGUCCAUUACUUUCUAGUCGAUAAACCAUAUGGUUAAAGAGAAAAUAGCCUAAUUAAUAAAAAAAGAUUCAGCAAAGGCAUUAUUUUCAAUUAACUCUGCAACUCUUCCAACUAAUGACUUCUUUCACAACUGCCACCAGUUUGACGCCAAAGCGUCUCAGAGUAGAAGUGCUGAUCUAGGAUCAGGUUCCCUCUGUCUAUACAAUGUUAUUCAUUGUAAUCUAAAAGGCUAAACGGAUCCUAGAUCAACACUUCUACUCUGAGACGCUUUAAGAAUACGGGCCCUGGAGUACUGUAUCCCCAUCAGAAAAUAAGAGCAAAGCAAAAAAUGAAAUCAUUAUAAUUUCACUGAAAACGUGUACUUUGUCAUUUUGUGUGACAGCAUUCUGUGUAAUGUCAUGAGCAAGUACGGCCACUAACCGGGCCUCUCUCUCUGUCUCCUCAGCGUUGCUCCUAAGUUCCCCACCCAGACAGAGAAGAGACUGAGGGAGGACAUCAGUAUCAUGAUCAAGUUCUAUGCCAGUCUGCUGUCGGACAAAAAGUAUAUUGCUGCCACCCAGCUGGUGCCUCCAGGUAUGCCCACUUUCCCCUUAAAGGCGGAGGCUGCGUCCCAAAUGGCACCAUAUUUCGUAUCAAAAGUAGUGCACUAUAUAAGAGAAUAGGGUACCAUUUGAGUCUCAGCUACAGGUUCAGUUCAGAGAAGCCUAAGCACUGUUACAAUGCUUACUGUUUCCCCUACCAUUACUCAUUGGUAUCCACAAUGUCUACGGAUGGCACUGUAAUAUUCUAUUUCAUGCUUCCUGUGCCCAGACCCCCAGGACAUGUCUGUGAACAGUCUCUCUGUUGCCAUGGUGACAGACAGCCGGAGCAGUCUAGAUGCCGCAGUAGGCCAGAGACAGCAGGCGGCUCAGGGCUGGAUCAACACAUACCCACUGUCUUCUGGCAUGUCCACCAUAUCCAAGAAAUCAGGUAACACAGACACGCACCACACACAUCUCAACUUCCAAUUAACUGACUCACUGCUAUACACAGGCCGCAUGAAAUCUGGUAGGGCAGCAAAACAACACCCAGACCCCUGACUGUGUGAUUUCCUUUUGUUCCAGGACUGUCUAAGAAGAGCAAUAGAGGGUCACAGCUGCACAAGUACUACAUGAAGAGGAGGACCCUGCUACUGGCCCUGCUGGUAACUAACACCUUUCUUUUUUGCUCUAACACUCACACUAGUCUUUUCUUACUAGCUCUGGGUUUUGCUGAUAGCUACUUUAUUGAGGAAAGUUUUCACUUACAAUGACUGUGAUAUGUAGUUGUCUUACCUAGCUUAGUUGAAUGCACUGACUAAGUCGCUCUGGAUAAAUGACCUAAAUGUAAAUGUGGUAGCACUUCUUUAAUCUUAACUCCCCCCCCACACUUCCAUUUUGUACAAUGAAAGUACUGCCAAUAUGGUGCCUUUCUUUCGCUCUCUCUAGGCCAGUGAGAUCGAACGGUUGACUACAUGGUACAACCCUCUGUCCACGCCGGAGUUGGCCAUCGCUACAGAACAGUCCGUGGAGACCAGCAUCGCCAACUGGAGGUCCAAGUACAUCAGCCUGAGUCAGAAACAAUGGAAAGACCAUGUCAACCUGGCCUGGAGUAUAGCUCCUUAUCUGGCCCUGCAGCUGCCUGCAAGGUACACACGCACAUACACACACACACACACAUGCAGGCAUGCACGUACGUGUGCUCAAACACACAAUAUACACACUGAAAUAUAUUCUAUUCUCUAUGGUUUGUUCUUUCUCAUUUGAUCAUCUUUUACCCUGGAUGUGGGUAUGCUGUGAUAUGGCUGUAUGUCUUUUUAGAUGUUAAAAUGUAAUCUAUCUACGGAUGCAUCAGGUUUAAGAACACUGAGGCCAUUGUGGCGGAGGUGACUCGUCUGGUGCGUUUGGACCCAGCGGCUGUGUGUGACGUACCUGAGGCCGUCAAGGUGAGAGAGCGAGACCUCGUGCCUGAGACCAUCCAAUAGCCCCUCUCAGGCUGCACUUACUACACUUGGUUCAGUUGAUUUAUGUGCACAUAGAAACAUUCAAGACUGAGGAGACUAGGAAGUGUGCACUAGGCCAUGUGCUCAGCUCUCUAGACUGGCACUUACACAUAAUCUUCUCCCUUCAGAUCUGCAAACAGUGAAGAAGUAGAAGCCAAGGUCAGGAGUAAGGCUAGGGUGUAGGGCACAACAAAUCCUAACAAACCUGAUUGAGCUACAGGCUUGAUGAUGAGUUAAUUAGUUGAAUCAAGUGUCUUAGUGCUAGGGCAAAAACUGAAAUGUGCACCCCAAUAGGUCCCUAGGACCGGGAUUGGGAAACACUGGUAUAUGGGUUGUUUUGUAGAGUCAUUGUUGAUGUUGAAGUCAAUUCUCCUGUUCAGUCUGUUGUGGUGACUUAGUUCUGCAUGGAUAGACCUUCCUAGUAAACUGCCUAAUGAGCUUGUCUCUGGACUACUGUUAAUAACAGCUCCACCAUUGCCUUAGUGGGGCAGUCAGUCAGUGGAGAGGUGAUGCUCUCUGACAGGCCAUGGCUGUUUGUUCCAGUCCCCUUCCUCUCACUGGUCCUCUGGGGUGUGUGGUGAAGUUGUCCCUAGAUCCUAAUCUAGGGUCAGUUUAGCUUUUUCCCCACUAAUUGUUAAGGUUAGAAUUGUGGGAGGUGAAGCUGAUCCUAGAUCUGUACCUAGGGGAAACUUCAUUCGGGAGUGAUCGUCUGGAGGCGGAGGCUCAUUAGCACCACCACAGCCAGGGGGAUUGGGCAACUUUGUGCCUUUUGAAGUUUGGUCGGCAAAACAAUGGUGCAAUAAUAUCACUUUCAAUUUAUGAUAACUAGGAAGUUGUAGGGGUGACACAGCAAGCAUAGGAUAACACAGAGGGUAAAUGUGUGGAUUUACAGUAGUAACCCACUCAUUCACUUCUCCAGACCCAGAUCUCCUCUUCUGAGACAUAGCUAUUUCAAUGGAGAUUCUCUUUAAUCUGUGUCUGUUAAACAAGUCCCAAAAAUGUGUAUUAUAAUAAUAAUAAUAACUUUGUUUUUAUAGCGCUUUUCAAUACAAGUAACAAAGUGCUUCACAUCAUAAAAUAAUAAAAUAAAGGUACUAACAAAGAAACAACAACAAGAUGAAGGAGAAAUGAAAAAAAGAGAUGGCAAAUUAAAAUCAUACAUUGAAAUCAUACAUAAAAAACGUAUCUAUAAAAGUGUGUCUUCAGCAGGGGUUUAAAAAGAGGCACUGAAUCUGCAAGCCUGAUCGACCUCUGGCAGACCAUUCCAAAGUCUAGGGGCCCUAAUGGCAAAUGCCCAGUCUUCUUUCGUUUUCAACCUAGACUUUGGAAUGGUCAGCAGUGCCCUGCUAAAAGAUCUGAGAUAUAGGAUGGGCCUAAACCUUAAACGUGAUCUAUCUUAUGUCUAAAUUCAUCGGGUGAACAAACAGUGCCUUCAGAAAGUAUACACACCCCUUGACUUUUUCCACUUUUUGUUGUGUUACAGCCUGCAUUUAAAAUGGAUUAAAUUGAGUUGUUGAAUUAUAGUAUGUUUUUCAAAAUUUUUACAAAUUAAUUAAAAAUGAAAAGCUGAAAUGUCUUGAGUCAAUAAGUAUUCAACCCCUUUGUUAUGGCAAGCCUAAAUAAGUGAAUUACUAAAAAUGUGCUUAACAAAUCACAUAAUACGUUGCAUGGACUCAGUCACUCUGUGUGCAAUAAUUGUGUUUAACAUAAUGUUUGAAUGACUACCUCAUCUCUAUACCCCACACAUACAAUUGUCUGUAAGCAGUGACAUUUCAAACACAGAUUCAACCGAACCACAAAGACCAGGGAGGUUUUCCAAUGCCUCUAAAACAAGGGUAAAAAAUUAAACGCAGACAUUGAAUAAACUUUGAGCAUGGUGAAGGUAUUAAUUACACUUUGGGUGGUGUAUCAAUACACCCAGUCACUACAAAGAUACAGGCAUCCUUCCUAACUCAGUUGCCGGAGAGGAAGGAGACCGCUCAAGGAUUUCACCAUCAGGCCAAUGGGGACUUUAAAAAAGUUACAUAGUUGAAUGGCUGUGAUAGGAGAGAACUGAGGAUGGAUCAACAACAUUGUAGUUACUUCACAAUACUCCACAAAUAUUCCCAAACAUGCAGCCUGUUUGCAACAAGGCACUAAAGUAAUAAUACAAAUGUGGCAAAGCAAUUCACUUAUUGUCCUGAAUACAAAGUGUUAUGUUUGGGGCAAAUCCAAUACAACACAUUACUGAGUACCGCUCUCCGUAUUUUGUGGUGGCUGCAUCAUGUUAUGGGUAUGCUUGUAAUCUUUAAGAUCUGGGUCGUUUUUCAGGAUAAAAAAUGAACGGAAUGGAGCUAAACACAGGCAAAAUAUUAGAGAAAAACCUGGUUCAGUCUGCUUUCCACCGGACACUGGGAGAUGAAUUCGCCUUUCAGCAGGACAAUAACCUAAAAAAGAAUAAUGGGCAAAUGUUGCACAAUCCAGGUGUGGAAAGCUCUUAGAGAAUUACCCAGAAAGACUCACAGCUGUAAUCGCUGCCAACGGUGCUUCUACAAAGUAUUGACUCAGGUGUGAAUACGUAUGUAAAUGAGAAAUCUCUGUAUUUUAAUUUCAAUACAUUUGCAAAAAUGUCUAACAACAUGUUUUCACUUUGUCAUUUUCGGCUAUUGUGUGUAGAUGGAUGAGAAAAAAAUAUAUUUAAUCAAUUUUGAAUUCAGGCUGUAACACAACAAAAUGUGGAAUAAGUCAAAGGGUACUGUACGUAUAGUAUCAGUCAAAUGUUUGGACACACCUACUCAUUCAAGGGUUUUUCUUUAUUUUUACUAUUUUUUUACAUUGAAGACAUCAACACAAAUAACACAUAUGGAAUCAUAUAGUAACCAAUAACGUGUUUAACAAAUCAAAAUAUGUUUUAUAUUUGAGAUUCUUCAAGUAGCCACCCUUUGCCUUGAUGACAACUUUGCACACUCUUGCCAUUCUCUCAACCAGCUUCACCUGGAAUGCUUUUCCAACAGUCUUGAAGGAGUUCCCACAUAUGCUGAGCACUUGUUGGCUGCUUUUCCUUCACUCUGCCGUCCGUCUCAUCCCAAACCAUCUCAAUUUGGUUGAGGUCGGGGGAUUGUGGAGGCCAGGUCAUCUGAUGCAGCACUCCAUCACUCUCCUUCUUGGUAAAAUAGCCCUUACACAGCCUGGAGGUGUGUUGGGUCAUUGUCCUGUUGAAAAACACUAAGCCCAAACCGAUGGGAUGGCGUAUCGCUGCAGAAUGCUGUGGUAGCCAUGCUGGUUAAGUGUGCCUUGAAUUCUAAAGAAAUCACAGACAGUGUCACCAGCAAAGCACCCCCACACCAUAACACCUCCUCCUCCAUGCUUUACAGUGGGAACUACACAUGCAGAGAUAAUCCGUUCACCCACACCGUGUCUUACAAAGACACGGCGGUUGGAACCAAAAAUCCCAAAUUUGGACUCCAGACCAAAGGACACAUUUCCAUCAGUCUAAUGUCCAUUGCUCGAUUUUCUUGGCCCAAGCAGGUCUCUUCUUAUUAUUGGUGUCCUUUAGUGGUUUCUUUGCAGCAAUUCAACCAUGAAGGCCUGAUUCACACAGUCCCCUCUGAACAGUUGAUGUUGAGAUGUGUCUGUGACUUGAACUCUGUGAAGAAUUUAUUUGGGCUGCAAUUUCUGAGGCUGGUAACUCUAAUGAACUUAUCCUCUGCAGCGGAGGUAACUCUGGGUCUUCCAUUCCUGUGGUGGUCCUCAUGAGAGCCAGUUUCAUCAAAGCGCUUGAUGGUUUUUGCGACUGCACUUGAGGAAAUGUUCAAAGUUCUUCACAUUUUCCGUAUUGACUGACAUUCAUGUCUUAAAGUAAUGAUGGACUGUCAUUUCUUUUUGCUUAUUUGAGCUGUUCUUGCCAUAAUAUGGACUUGGUCUUUUACCAAAUAGUGCUAUCUUCUGUAUACCCCCCUUCCUUGUCACAACACAAUUGAUUGGCUCAAACGCAUUAAGAAGGAAACAAAUUCCACAAAUUAACAGGCAUUAGGUGACUACCUAAUGAAGCUGGUUGAGAGAAUACCAAGUGUGCAAAGCUGUCAUCAAGGCAAAGGGUGGCUACUUUGAAGAUUCUCAAAUAUAAAAUAGAUUUUGAUUUGUUUAACACAAUUUUGGUUACUACAUGAUUCCAUAUGUGUUAUUUCAUAGUUUUGAUGUCUUCACUAUUAUUCUACAAUGUAAAAAAUAGUUUAAAAAAGAAAAACCCUUGAAUGAGUAGGUGUGUCCAAACUUUUGACUGGUAGUGUAUAUAUUGCAUUUGGAUUACUGUUACAGUGCUAUUUGGGUUGUUAAUUAGAUUCGUUCUGACGUUUCUUGAUUUCAUAAUUCUUUAAAAUUAUUUGUGUACUUGAUUGACAUUUUACUGCAUUUAGGAGCUAGUAACAUGAUUAUUUCGCUGCACCUGGUAUAACAUCUGCUAAACUGUGUUAUGCAACCAAUAAACAUUGAUUCGAUUAAUACAAUUUUAAAAUCUAUUCUAAAAGUGACUGGUAGCCAGAAGCUAAAAUAGGUGUGAUAUGGUUACAUUUCCUAGUACUUGUUAAAAGCCGAGCUGCAGCAUUUUGAACAAACUAGACGAUGGAGUGAUUUUUGACUGAGAUAGGUAUACAAAGAGUUACAGUAAUCAAGGCGUGAGGAAAUAAAAGCAUGUAUACGUUUCUCCAGAUCAGUGACUGAUAUGAAAGUCUUGACUUUAGCUAUAUUUCUUACAUGAUAAAAGUAGGACUGACAACCUUUUUUACAUGCAGCUCGAGGUUUAGGUCAGGGUCUUAAUUCACUCUCUCUCUCUGGUGUCCAGUUCCUGGUGACGUGGCACACCAUCGAUGCAGACUCUCCAGAGCUGAGCCAUAUCCUGUGUUGGGCUCCCGUCGACCCCCCGACUGGCCUCUCCUACUUCUCCUCCAUGUACCCCCCGCACCCCCUCACGGCUCAGUAUGGGGUGAAAGUACUGCGCUCCUUUCCCCCGGUACGCAUGCACGAACACACACACACACCAAGUAGGACUGAUCUGUAACAUCAUGGGCCAAAAAGGUGACAGAAAAUGUUGUUGUGCGAUGCAAGGAACCACUUUACAAAAUGAACUCCCUAUAAUGAGAGCUUGAGAGGCGGUUUUACAACAGGAGUUGUUAUUAUUAUACCCAUUCAUCAACUGUGUGUCGUCCAAUGUGAUUAUUAACGAGUGAUGGUGGUUUUUAGGACAUAACAAUGACAUUAAAACAUGCAAAUAGCUAAAUAGUUAACUACAAAAUACACUGUAUGUACAAAAGCAUGUGGACACCCUUUCAAAUUAGUGGAUUCGGCUAUUUCAGCCACACCCGUUGCUGACAGGUGUAUAAAAUUGAGCACACAACCAUGCAAUCUCCAUAGACAAACAUUGGCAGUAGAAUGACCUUUCUGAAGAGCUCAGUGACUUUCAAUGUGGCACCGUCCAUAGGAAGCCACCUUUCCAACAAGUCACUUUGACAAAUUUCUGCCCUGCUACAGCUGCCCCGGUCAACUGUAACUGCUGUUAUUGUGAAGUGGAAACGUCUAGGAGCAACAAUGGCUCAGCCGCAAAGUGGUAGGCCACACAAGCUCACAGCGUAAAAAUGAGGGGUGGGGGGCGCGUAAAAAUCAUCAUUCCUCAGUUGCAACACUCACUACCAAGUUCCAAACUGCCUCUGGAAGCAAUGUCAGCACAAUAACUGUUCGUCAGGAGCUUCAUGAAAUGGGUUUCCAUGGCUGAGCAGCUGCACACAAGCCUAAGAUCACCAUGUGCAAUGACAAGCGUCGGCUGGAGUGGUGUAAAGCUCGCCGCCAUUGGACUCUGGAUCAGUGGAAACGCGUUCUCUGGAGUGAUGAAUCACACUUCACCAUCUGGCAGUCCGACUGACUAAUCUGGGCUUGGCGGAUGCCAGGAGAACGCUACCUGCGCGAAUGUAUAGUGCCAACUGUAUGCAUAGUGCCAACUGAGGAGGAAUAAUGGUCUGGGGCUGUUUUUCAUGGUUCAGGCUAGGCCCCUUAGUUCCAGUGAAGGGAAAUCUUAACGCUACAGCAUACCAUGACAUUCUAGACGAUUCUGUGCUUCCAACUUUGUGGCAGAAGUUUGAGAAAGGCCCUUUCCUGUUUCAGCAUGACAAUGCCCCAGUGCACAAAGCGAGGUCAAUACAGAAAUUGUUUGUCGAGAUUAUAGCAGCAAAGUGGGGACCAACUCCAUAUUAACGCCCAUGAUUUUGGAAUGAGAUGUUUGACGAGCAGGUGUCCACAUACUUUUGGUUUUGUAGUGAAGCUAGCAUGACUGCACUAUAUGUUUUCAAUUGGCUAUCGGGUAAGUAUUUUGUCUAUCAUUAUUUUAGGCUACCCGCUGCAAUCUCUCUCUCUCUCGCACUGACACACACGCAGGCGAUGCACACAUCAUUACUUUUCCAGGAUUUUCAUGACCGUAUGACUGCUCGUGCAUGUCAAUACAAUAGGCUACAAUUCUACUCCGAUGCGCUCUGCAGAAAUUGGGAGAACACCUAUCCAAUUCUGAUCGAGUAAUUGUUUUUGUGUGAUCAUUUUUUACUUGUCCAUUCGGACAACUGAAAUCUGUAUUCUGCUUGCCCAACAUUUUUUUUUACUUGUCCCAUACAAGCGGACAAGGGUUAAUGUCGAGACCUGCACUAUACCCCACCAUCUCACAGCUCAAACUCUCAAACUGCUCUCCUUUCCCCUAUUACACACACACACACACACACACACACACACACACACACACACACAAAAGACAGUUGAUCUGUUAAUCAAUCUCUUCCUUCUUUUUGUCCUUUCAUUUUCAGGAUGCCAUCUUGUUCUACAUUCCUCAAAUAGUUCAAGCCCUCCGCUAUGACAAGGUAAACACACCAGUUGUGUUUGCAUGAGUGUGUGUGCAUGCUUAUGCAUGCAUGCGUUGUGUGUGUAGUUCCAUGUGCGUUACGUUGUGUGUGUGUGUGUGUAUGUUCUAGAUGGGCUAUGUGAGAGAGUACAUCCUGUGGGCGGCUCAGAAGUCUCAGCUGCUGUGUCACCAGUUCAUCUGGAACAUGAAGACAAACAUCUACCUAGACGAGGAGGGACACCAGAAAGACCGUGAGACGUGCACACACACACACACAAAAUACAAAAGAGAAGACAUGGAGGAUUGGGCUGAAUGAAAAGGAAGACAGACACACUUUGUUACAAUGUAAAUAAGCUCUCCUCUGUGUGUGUAGCUGACAUAGAUGGUUGAGGAGAUGACAGGCUCACUGUGUGGUUCAGCCACAAAACACACCAGACACUUUGACAUAAUCUCUCCCUCUUUCUUUCUGUCUCUCUUUGUAGCUGACAUAGGGGAAUUACUCGAACAGAUGGUCGAGGAGAUCACUGGUGCUCUAUCCGGUCCGGCUAAAGACUUUUACCAGAGAGAGUUUGACUUCUUCAACAAGAUCACCAACGUGUCUGCCAUCAUCAAGUAGGCCCCAACACACACCUCCUACACACACACACACAUACACCCUCCUAAACCACAAUUCUAAUGAGUUCCUCUAUAGACCUAGAUGUUCAUUGUCAGGCCUGUUCCCAUAGGUACGUUCCACUGCUGUUAAUAUGUUCUAGUGGCCCCUAAUGUGGCCCCUGAAUGCUGUUAUUCAACCAUUAUUAUCCAAUGUGUCUGUGUGAUUAUUUAGCCAUCUGGAAUGACACUGGUGUCAUGGAGCGUUCUGUCCCAUCAGCUCCUUAGUUACCUGCCCAUCUGUGUAUUAAUUGACUACCUGAGUGUAGGCUGAGGCAGCGUCCCAAAUGGCCCCCUAUUCCCUACAGUGAGGGAAAAAAGUAUUUGAUCCACUGCUGAUUUUGUACGUUUGCCCACUGACAAAGAAAUGAUCAGUCUAUAAUUUUAAUGGUAGGUUUAUUUGAACAGUGAGAGACAGAGUAACAACAAAAAAAUCCAGAAAAAUGCAUGUAAAACAUGUUAUAAAUUGAUUUGCAUUUUAAUGAGUGAAAUAAGUAUUUGACCCCCUCUCAAUCAGAAAGAUUUCUGGCUCCCAGGUGUCUUUUAUACAGGUAACGAGCUGAGAUUAGGAGCACACUCUUAAAGGGAGUGCUCCUAAUCUCAGCUUGUUACCUGUAUAAAAGACACCUGUCCACAGAAGCAAUCAAUCAAUCAGAUUCCAAACUCUCCACCAUGGCCAAGACCAAAGAGCUCUCCAAGGAUGUCAGGGACAAGAUUGUAGACCUACACAAGGCAGGAAUGGGCCACAAGACCAUCGCCAAGCAGCUUGGUGAGAAGGUGACAACAGUUGGUGCAAUUAUUCGCAAAUGAAAAAACACAAAAGACCUGUCAAUCUCCCUCAGCCUGGGGCUCUGUGCAAGAUCUCACCUCGUAGAGUUGCAAUGAUCAUGAGAACGGUCAGGAAUCAGCCCAGAACUACACGGGAGGAUCUUGUCAAUGAUCUCAAGGCAGCUGGGACCAUAGUCACCAAGAAAACAAUUGGUAACACACUACGCCGUGAAGGACUGGAAUCCUGCAGCGUCCGCAAGGUCCCCUUGCUCAAGAAAGCACAUAUACAGGGCCGUCUGAAGUUUGCCAAUGAACAUCUGAAUGAUACAGAGGAGAACUGGGUGAAAGUGUUGUGGUCAGAUGAGACCAAAAUCGAGCUCUUUGGCAUCAACUCAACUCGCCGUGUUUGGAGGAGGAGGAAUGCUGCCUAUGACCCCAAGAACACCAUCCCCACCGUCAAACAUGGAGGUGGAAACAUUAUGCUUUGGGGUGUGUUUUUCUGCUAAGGGGACAGGACAACUUCACUGCAUCAAAGGGACGAUGGACGGGGCCAUGUACCGUCAAAUCUUGGGUGAGAACCUCCUUCCCUCAGCCAGGGCAUUGAAAAUAGGUUGUGGAUGGGUAUUCCAGCAUGACAACCCAAAACACACGGCCAAGGCAACAAAGAAGUGGCUCAAGAAGAAGCACAUUAAGGUCCUGGAGUGGCCUAGCCAGUCUCCAGACCUUAAUCCCAUAGAUAAUCUGUGGAGGGAGCUGAAGGUUCGAGUUGCCAAACGUCAGCCUUGAAACCUUAAUGACUUGGAGAAGAUCUGCAAAGAGGAGUGGGACAAAAUCCCUUCUGAGAUGUGUGCAAACCUGGUGGCCAACUACAAUAAACGUCUGACCUCUGUGUUUGCCAACAAGGGUUUUGCCACCAAGUACUAAGUCAUGUUUUGCAGAGGAGUCAAAUACUUAUUUCCCUCAUUAAAAUGCAAAUCAAUUUAUAACAUUUUUACAUGCAUUUUUCUGGAAUUUUUUGUUGUUAUUCUGUCUCUCACUGUUCAAAUAAACCUACCAUUAAAAUUAUAGACUGAUAAUGUCUUUGUCAGUGGGCAAACGUACAAAAUCAGCAGGGGAUCAAAUACUUUUUUCCCUCACUGUAUAUAUAGUGUACUACACUGCUCAAAAAAAUAAAGGGAACACUAAAAUAACACAUCCUAGAUCUGAAUGAAUGAAAUAAUAUUAUUAAAUACUUUUUUCUUUACAUAGUUGAAUGUGCUGACAACAAAAUCACACAAAAAUGAUCAAUGGAAAUCAAAUUUAUCAACCCAUGGAGGUCUGGAUUUGGAGUCACCCUCAAAAUUAAAGUGGAAAACCACACUACAGGCUGAUCCAACUUUGAUGUAAUGUCCUUAAAACAAGUCAAAAUGAGGCUCAGUAGUGUGUGUGGCCUCCACGUGCCUGUAUGACCUCCCUACAACGCCUGGGCAUGCUUCUGAUGAGGUGGCGGAUGGUCUCCUGAGGGAUCUCCUCCCAGACCUGGACUUAAGCAUCCGCCAACUCCUGGACAGUCUGUGGUGCAACGUGGCAUUGGUGGAUGGAGCGAGACAUGAUGUCCCAGAUGUGCUCAAUUGGAUUCAGGUCUGGGGAACGGGCGGGCCAGUCCAUAGCAUCAAUGCCUUCCUCUUGCAGGAACUGCUGACACAAUCCAGCCACCUGAGGUCUAGCAUUGUCUUGCAUUAGGAGGAACCCAGGGCCAACCGCACCAGCAUAUGGUCUCACAAGGGGUCUGAGGAUCUCAUCUCGGUACCUAAUGGCAGUCAGGCUACCUCUGGCGAGCACAUAGAGGGCUGUGCGGCCCCCCAAAGAAAUGCCACCCCACACCAUGACUGACCCACCGCCAAACCGGUCAUGCUGGAGGAUGUUGCAGGCAGCAGAAUGUUCUCCACGGCGUCUCCAGACUCUGUCACGUCUGUCACGUGCUCAGUGUGAACCUGCUUUCAUCUGUGAAGAGCACAGGGCGCCAGUGGCGAAUUUGCCAAUCUUGAUGUUCUCUGGCAAAUGCCAAACGUCCUGCACGGUGUUGGGCUGUAAGCACAACCCCCACCUGUGGACGUCGGGCCCUCAUACCACCCUCAUGGAGUCUGUUUCUGACCGUUUGAGCAGACACAUGCACAUUUGUGGCCUGCUGGAGGUCAUUUUGCAGGGCUCUGGCAGUGCUCCUCCUGCUCCUCCUUGCACAAAGGCGGAGGUAGCAGUCCUGCUGCUGGGUUGUUGCCCUCCUACGGCCUCCUCCACGUCUCCUGAUGUACUGGCCUGUCUCCUGGUAGCGCCUCCAUGCUCUGGACACUACGCUGACAGACACAGCAAACCUUCUUGCCACAGCUCGCAUUGAUGUGCCAUCCUGGAUGAGCUGCACUACCUGAGCCACUUGUGUGGGUUGUAGACUCCGUCUCAUGCUACCACUAGAGUGAAAGCACCGCCAGCAUUCAAAAGUGACCAAAACAUCAGCCAGUAAGCAUAGGAACUGAGAAGUGGUCUGUGGUCACCACCUGCAAAACCAGUCCUUUAUUGGGGGUGUCUUGCUAAUUGCCUAUAAUUUCCACCUGUUGUCUAUUCCAUUUGCACAACAGCAUGUGAAAUGUAUUGUCAAUCAGUGUUGCUUCCUAAGUGGACAGUUUGAUUUCACAGAAGUGUGAUUGACUUGGAGUUACAUUGUGUUGUUUAAGUGUUCCCUUUAUUUUUUUGAGCAGUGUACUUCUUACCAGGGCCCAUAGGACUCGGGUCAAAUGAAUUGCACUAUAUAGGAAAUAUGCAGCAUGAUUUCAUCUGUGCACAAGUGAUACAAGGCGUCCUGACAGCCCGUAAGUGCUGGAUUACGGAUGGAGUGUUUAAACCUGAUGAGGGGAACAGGUCGAAUGAAGGGGGACCAUUUACACCCCCUACGAGGGGUUCAGUUCGCUCCCCUCUCUCCUCAUUAGGGCUGAUAAUGAGAGCUAAUUAUAACUAGCUCGGGGGGAAAACAUCUCUCCCUUCCGUCACUCUUUCCCUUCCUGUUCUCCCCUUCGUCCCUCGCUCCCUCCACCCUGAGGGACUACCCUAGUACAUCACAUACAGGGGCUGUGUCCCAAAUGGCAGCCUAUUACCUAUAGGGCCCACUACUUUUGACCGGAGCCCUAUGUAAGGAAUAGGGUGCCAUUUGGGACACAGACAGAGACGUAGCACAACCAGCAGAGCCACAGGUACAGCGUUCAGCCUGCGCUUGUUUACGAUGUUGUGUUGUUUGUCAGGCCCAUCCCUAAGGGAGACGAGAGGAAGAGAGCCUGUCUGAGGGCUCUGUCGGACAUCCAGGUCCAGCCAGGCUGUUACCUGCCCAGUAACCCAGAGGCCAUAGUACUGGACAUAGACUACAAGUCUGGGACUCCCAUGCAGAGGUAGGCCUAAGCCACUAUUCCUCAACCCUGGUACGAGAGAGCUAGGCUGGGUGCCAGUCUGUUUCUGCUCUCAUGCGAACUCCUUAUGGAAUUGUCAUGCCAAAAAUGUGCAAGAGCAGAAACAGAUCGGUGACCAGGCUACGAGAGAGCUGCAGGGUCCGCAGGCCUAGACUUUUACCAUGAAUUAACAAUUAAUAAUGAAGCUACUGUAAUGAAUUCAUACUAAGUUAUUUUAAGUAAUUCAUAUUCCAUCACAAUAUUGUGUUGAUCCCUGUGUGUCUCUUUAGUGCUGCCAAAGCUCCUUACCUGGCCAAGUUCAAAGUCAAGAGGUGUGGAGUCAGUGAGCUGGAGAAAGAAGGUGCUUUCUCACUAAAUGGAAUAGUCUCAACCCAGUGCCCUCUUUUUUCCUUACCUUUUACUACCACUGAUCUGAAAAGAACAUGACAGAUGGAAGCUAUACUAUGUAAACCUAUCCAGUCCUUUCACUCAUCCGUGUUAAUUAAAGAAAGGAAGGCAUUUUAUUGUUUUGAGAUAAUUGUUCCAAUAUUUAUAUGUUGCUAAUGCUACUAGAAAUAUCCUCAACAAGGAUUUAAAAAAUAAAUACUAAUCUAAUUUCCCCCUCCUCCCCUUUUCUCCCUCUCUCCCCCUGCCAGGUCUGCAGUGUAGGUCAGACUCUCUGGACGAGGCUGACAGUGAGGAGGAGGUCCAGAGGAUCUGCUGGCAGGCAGCCAUCUUUAAAGUGGGCGACGACUGCAGACAGGUCUCUACACACACACUCUCUCUUUCGACCUACACUACCGGUCAAAAGUUUUAGAACACCUACUCAUUCAAGGGUUUUUCUUGAUUUUGACUAUUUUCUACAUUGUAGAAUAAUAGUGAAGACAUCAGAACUAUGAAAUAACACAUAUGGAAUCAUGUAGUAACCAAAAAAGUGUUGAACAAAUCAAAAUAUAUUUUAUAUUUUAGAUUCUUCAAAUAGCCACCCUUUGCCUUGAUGACAGCUUUGCACACUCUUGGCAUUCUCUCAACCAGCUUCAUGAGGCAGUCACCUGGAAUGCUUUUAAAUUAACAGGUGUGCCUUCUUAAAAGUUAAUUUGUGGAAUUUGUUUCCUUCUUAUUGCGUUUGAGCCAAUCAGUUGUGUUGUGACAAGGUAGGGGGGUAUACAGAAGAUAGCACUAUUUGGUAAAAUACCAAGUCCAUAUUAUGGCAAGAACGGCUCAAAUAAGCAAAGAGAAACAACAGUCCAUUACUUUAAGAUAUGGUCAGUCAAUACGCCAAAUUUCAAGAACUUUGAAAGUUUCUUCAAGUGCAGUCGCAAAAACCAUCAAGCGCUUUGAUGAAACUGGCUCUCAUGAGGACCGCCACAGGAAUGGAAGACCCAGAGUUACCUCUGCUGCAGAGGAUAAGUUCAUUAGAGUUACCAGCCUCAGAAAUUGCAGCCCAAAUAAAUGCUUUACAGAGUUCAAGUAACAGACACAUCUCAACAUCAACUGUUCAGAGGGGACUGUGUGAAUCAGGCCUUCAGGGUCGAAUUGCUGCAAAGAAACCACUACUAAAGGACACCAAUAAGAAGAGGAGACUUGCUUGGGCCGAGAAACACGAGCAAUGGACAUUAGACCGGUGGAAAUUUGUGCUUUGGUCUGGCGUCCAAAUUUGACAGUUUUGGUUCCAACCGCCGUGUCUUUGUGAGACGCGGUGUGGGUGAACGGAUGAUCUCCGCAUGUGUAUUUCCCACCGUAAAGCAUGGAGGAGGAGGUUUUAUGGUGUGGGGGUGCUUUUCUGGUGAGAUUGUCUUUGAUUUAUUUAGAAUUCAAGGCACACUUAACCAGCAUGGCUACUGCAGCAUUCUGCAGCGAUACGCGAUCUGGUUUGGGCUUAGUGGGACUAUCAUUUGUUUUUCAACAAUUCAAUGACCCAACACAAGGGCUAUUUUUCCAAGAAGUAGAGUGAUGGAGUGCUGCAUCAGAUGGCCUGGCCUCCACAAUCACCCGACCUCAAUCCAAUUGAGAUGGUUUGGGAUGAGUUGGACCGCAGAGUGUAGGAAAAGCAGCCAACAAAUGCUCAGCAUAUGUGGGAACUCCUUCAAGACUGUUGGAAAAGCAUUCCAGGUGAAGCUGGUUGAGAGAAUGCCAAGAGUGUGCAAAGCUGUCAUCAAGGCAAAGGGUGGCUAUUUGAAGAAUCUCAAAUAUAAAAUAUAUUUUGAUUUGUUUAACACUUUUUUUUGGUUACUACAUGAUUCCAUAUGUGUUAUUUCAUAGUUUUGAUGUCUUCACUAUUAUUCUACAAUGUAGAAAAUAGUAAAAAUAAAGAAAAACCCUUGAAUGAGUAGGCAUUCUAAAUCUUUUGACCAGUAGUGUAUUUCAAUAUCUGUGUUCAUCUUCUCUUGAUGUCUUCUCUCUCUCUCCCAUUUUCUUCACUGUCCACUAUCUGUAUCUUUCACACUCUGUUUCUUCUUCUCUCCUCCUGUUUACGCUUUCUGUCCCUUUCUCUCUGCCCUUUUCUCUCUCUCUCUCUCUCUCUCUCUCUCUCUCUCUCUCUCUCUCUCUCUCUCUCUCUCUCUCGCUCGCUCGCUCGCUCUCUCUCGCUCUCUCUCGCUCUCUCUCUCUCUCUCUCGCUCUCUCUCUCGCUCUCUCUCUCUCUCUCUCUCUCUCUCUCUCUCUCCCUCUCCCUCUCCCUCUCUCUAUUUAAUAGCUGUUAAUUGAUGUGAGUAAAAUUAUAUAUCUUUCUAUAUCUGUGUAGGACAUGCUGGCUCUGCAGAUCAUCGGUCUGUUCAAGAACAUCUUUCAGCUGGUGGGACUGGACCUGUUUGUUUUCCCCUACAGAGUGGUGGCUACCGCCCCCGGGGUAGGUUACCUACCCCCUCUCCUUCUACACCUUACACCCUACUACCACUUAUCCUCUACCUGUUUUAUGUUCCCCUCUUUAGAUGGUCCUUCACAUACGAUAUAUGUCAGAUUUACAAUGAGAAAAAGGACACAUUUGAAAGAUCUAUCUGCGCAAACACCUUUGAACUUGGUUUUAUAAGGUUCUAUCUGCAAUCCAAUCACACAUUGCUGGGUUUCCAAUCAAAUGAUUUGCAUGUAAGGUGAUGUACUCAUUGAGUAAUGAAAGAGGAAGACAUCACAAAACAUAUUUGAUAGCUGGGACUUGAAUAAUACUGCAUACAGUGCCUUCAGAAAGUAAUCAUACCCCUUUACUUAUUCCACAUUUUGUUGUGUUACAACCUAAAUUCAAAAUUGAUUACAUAUUUUUUUUAUCUCACCCAUCUACACACAAUACCCCAUAAUGACCAAGUGAAAACAUGUUUGUAGAUUUUUUUGCUAAUUUAUUGAAAAUGAAAUACAAAAAUAUCUCAUUUACAUAAGCAUUCACAGCUCUGAGUCAGUACUUUCUAGAAGCACCUUUGGGAAUGAUUACAGCUGUGAGUGUUUCUGGUCUCUAAGAGCUUUCCACACCUGGAUUGUGCAACAUUUGCCCAUUAUUAUUUUCAAAAUUCUUCAAGCUCAGUCAAAUUGGUUGUUGAUCAUUGCCAGACAACCAUUUUCAGGUCUUGCCAUAGAUUGGUAAGCAAUUCCAGUGUAGAUUUGGCCUUGUGUUUUAGGUUAUUGUCCUGCUGAAAGGUGAAUUUAUCUCCCAGUGUCUGGUGGAAAGCAGACUGAACCAGGUUUUCCUCUAGGAUUUUGCCUGUGCUUAGGUCAAUUCUGUUUAUUUUUUUUAAAUAAAAAACUCCCCAGUCCUUAACGUUGAAAAGCAUAUCCAUAACAUGAUGCAGCCACCACUAUGCUUGAAAAUAUGGAGAGUGGUACUCAGUAAUGUGUUGUAUUGGAUUAGCCCCAAACAUAACACUUUGUAUUCAGGACAAAAAGUUAAUUACUUUGCCACAUUUUUUGCAAUAAUACUUUAGUGCUUUAGCAAUGUAGAUAAUUAUCCAUAGGAUAUAGUGCAGGGUUCCCCAACUGGCGGGCCGAAUUUGGCCUGCAGGUGGUUUUAUUUGGCCCCCCAAGUUUUCUGAGCAAAAAAUAUAUAAUUUAAACGCAACAUGUAACAAUUUCAAAGAUUUUACUGAGUUACAGUUCAUAUAAGGAAAUCAGUCAAUUUAAAUAAAUAAAUUAGGCCCUAAUCUAUGGAUUUCACAUGACUGGGAAUACAGAUAUGCAUCCCUUGGUCACAGAUUCCUUUAAAAAAGGUAGGGGCGUGGAUCAGAAAACCAGUCAGUAUCUGGUGUGACCACCAUUUGCCUCAUGCAGUGCAACACAUCUCCUUCGCAUAGAGUUGAUCAGACUGUUGAUUGUGGCUUGUGGAAUGUUGUUCCACUCCUCUUCAAUGGCUGUGCGAAGUUACUGGAUAUUGGCGGGAACUGGAACACGCUGACGUACAUGUCGAUCCAGAGCAUCCCAAACAUGCUCAAUGGGUGACAUGUCUGGUGAGUAUGCAGGCCAUGGAAGAACUGGGACAUUUUCAGCUUCCAGGAAUUGUGUACAGAUCCUUGCAACAUAGGGAUGUGCAUUAUCAUACUAAAACAUGAGGCGAUGGCAGUGGAUGAAUGGCACGACAAUUGGCCAUCAGGAUCUCGUCACGGUAUCUCUGUGCAUUUGAAUUGCCAUCGAUAAAAUGCAACUGUGUUUGUUGUCCGUAGCUUAUGCCUGCCCAUACCAUAACCCCACUGCCACCAUGGGGUACUCUGUUCACAACGUUGACGUCAGCAAACCGCUCGCCCACACGACGCUAUACACACUGUCUGCCUUCUUUCCGGUACAGUUGAAACUGGGAUUCAUCCGUGAAGAGCACACUUCUCCACCAUACAAGUGGCCAUCGAAGGUGAGCAUUUGCCCACUGAAGUUGGUUACGACGCCGAACUGCAGUUAGGUCAAGACCCUGGUGAGGUCAAUGAGCUUCCUUGAGAUGGUUUCUGACAGUUUGUGCAGAAAUUAUUUGGUUGUGCAAACCCACAUUCAUCAGCUGUCCGGGUGGCUGGUCUCAGACGAUCGCGCAGGUGUAGAAGCCAGAUGUGGAAGUCCUGGGCUACUGCAGUCAGCAUGCCAGUUGCACGCUCCCUCAAAACUUGAGACAUCUGUGGCAUUGUUGUGUGACAAAACUGCACAUUUUAGAGUGGCCUUUUAUUGUCCCCAGCACUAGGUGCACCGCUGUAAUCAGCUUCUUGAUAUGCUAGACCUGUCAGGUGGAUGGAUUAUAUUGGCAAAGGAGAAAUGCUCACUAACAGGGAUAUAAAGAAAUUUCAGCACACAAUUUGAGAGAAAUACGUUUUUUCUGUGCGUAUGGAACUUUUCUGGGAUCUUUUAUUUCAGCUCAUGAAACAUGGGACCAACUCUUUACAUGUUGCAUUUAUAUUUUGUUCAGUGCAUUUAUAUAUACAGUACCAGUCAAAAGUUUGGACACACCUACUCAUUUAAGGGUUUUUCUUUAUUUUUACUAUUUUCUACAUUGUAGAAUAAUAGUGAAGACAUCAAAACUAUGAAAUAAUACAUAUGGAAUCAUGUAGUAACCAAAAAGGUGUUUAACAAAUUAAAAUAUAUUUUAGAUUCUUCAAACAGGACAAUGACCCAAAACACACCUCCAGGCUAUUUGACCAAGAAGGAGAGUGAUGGAGUGAUGCAUCAGAUGACCUGGCCUCCACAAUCACCCGACCUCAAUCCAAUUGAGAUGGUUUGGGAUGAGUUGGACCGCAGAGUGUAGGAAAAGCAGCCAACAAAUGCUCAGCAUAUGUGGGAACUCCUUCAAGACUUUUGGAAAAGCUUUCCAGGUGAAGCUGGUUGAGAGAAUGCCAAGAGUGUGCAAAGCUGUCAUCAAGGCAAAUAUUCUAUUUGAAGAAUCUCAAAAAUAAAAUAUAUUUUGAUUUGUUUAACACUUUUUUGGUUACUAAUUUACAUGAUUCCAUAUGUGUUAUUUCAUAGUUUUGAUGUCUUCACUAUUAUUCUACAAUGUAUAAAAUAGUACAAAUAAAGAAAAACCUUUGAAUGAGUAGGUGUGUCCACAUUUUUGACUGGUACUAUAUAUAUAUAUAUAUAAUUAUUAUUAUUAUUAUUAUAUAUGUAUAUAUUAUCUUUUUGGGCUUGUUGCGGUCAAUUUACAAAUUAUUUGUAAAUACAUUUCGGCCCCCCAACCAUCCGCUCAAGAAAAAAUCGAACCGCGGCUGAAUACGUUGAUGAUCCCUGAUAUAGUGCAUUUGUCAUUUCAGCGAACUAUUGCUUUAACAAAUGUAUGAUGAACAUGAAUUUAUGUAUUUGAUGAUGUGGUUUGAAGGAAGGAAGUGUAUUCUCUUAAUUUGAUAAUUAAAUGGCUUUACUUUUCUAUAAAAAAUAAUCUUAUCAUUCAGUGCCAGAUAGAACCUUGUUACUGAACACAGGUUGGCAUUUCAGAAUUAUAAGGUUUUAAAUGUGAUGAUGCCCCCGUAAAAAAAAAAUAAAAUAUAUAUAUAUAUAUAUAUAUAUAUAUAUAUAUAUAUAUAUAUAUAUAUAUAUAUAUUCUGCACUUUAGGUACCUUUUUAAGCUGAGGACUGUAAUGGAUUAUGAAAGAAGAAUUCACUACAAAACAUUUCUGAGAUCUGGGAUGUGAAAACUUUUAUGCUUAAUAUCUCAGAACUAUGCUGUGUGCAGAUAUAACCUUAUAAUUCCAAGGUCAUUGUUGUAUGUGACUGUCGUUGGUUUGCAGCAAAAUACAUUGGGAUGGUAAAUAUAUCUUCUCUCUCUCUCUCUCUUUCUCCCUCUCUCUGUGUCUCUCUCCAUCUCGCUGUCUUUUUCUCUUCUCUCUCUCUCUCUCUCUCUCUCUCUCUCUCUCUCUCUCUCUCUCUCUCUCUCUCUCUCUCUCUCUCUCUCUCUCUCUCUCUCUCUCUCUCUCUAUUUCUAUUUCUCUAUUUCUAUUAUACUCCCUUCUGGACUGUUCUCUCCUGUCUCAGUGCGGUGUGAUUGAGUGUAUUCCAGACUGUAAGUCCCGCGACCAGCUGGGAAGACAGACAGACUUUGGGAUGUACGACUACUUCAGGAACCAGUACGGAGACGAGUCCACUCUGGCAUUCCAGAAGGUAAAGGCUGUAUUCCGAUUCUCUACCCUUCUACAGAAGUACUUGUGCACUCCUCCUCAUGCAUUUAAAAGCACUGGAUUGGUGCAAGCCUGGCUGGAGGGAGUUUCCACCAUACUCCUCACCCCAGUCCAUUCCUUUUUAAUCCACAAGGGGGAGUGUACAAGUGCACACUUCGGGACAAGGAUAGAGAAUUGGAAUAUGUGCCACAGUCUCAACUCACAUUGAACAGCACACAAACUGUGAUACUAUACCUCUCCAACCUCAUGUUAUUCAGAGAUCUGAAGGUAGAAGGUAUAUUUAUGUAUCUCCUCUCUCUGUAGGCGCGGUACAACUUCAUCCGCAGUAUGGCAGCCUACAGCCUGUUGCUCUUCCUACUCCAGCUCAAAGACCGACACAACGGCAACAUCAUGCUGGACAGCCAUGGACACCUCAUCCACAUUGGUGUGUGUGUGUGUGCACGUGUGUGCGUGCAUGCAUUUCCUCUCAUGCAUUUCCUCUUUAUCUUUGAGUUCCUUAGUGGGUAACCGCAUGUGUGUUUCCUCAGACUUUGGCUUCAUGUUUGAGAGUUCUCCGGGCGGUAACCUGGGCUGGGAGCCGGACAUCAAGCUGACCGAUGAGAUGGUGAUGAUCAUGGGAGGCAAGAUGGAGGCCACGCCCUUCAAGUGGUUCAUGGAGAUGUGUGUGAGGGGAUACCUUGCUGUCAGGUGAGUGUGUGUGUGUGUGUUUGUGUCUGCAUCUUUGUGUGUGUACAAUGAUUACGCAUUGUCAAACUAUCACAUACUGUUAACUGUUAGUAACAGUUAGUAAAUAUUGCCAUAAAGACUUAUUUAUGCCUCACAUACAUACGUACGCACGCAAUACAAGAAUUACAAGUAGCUGGGCAAAAUGGCGUUGUGUAGCAAGUAUGCAGGAUCGCCAUUUCGCGUAGCGUUCUUGCAUUGCAUAUGUAAAGUAGAAAUUAGGCUUAAGUCCCUGAGGUGGUGAUGUCUUAUUAUUAUGGUCUGUCUUUUAGGCCCUACAUGGAUGCUGUGGUUUCCUUGGUAACUCUGAUGCUGGACACUGGCCUGCCCUGCUUCAGAGGACAGACUAUCAAACUGCUCAAGUGAGUCGUGUGUACAUGUACGUACUGUACAUGUGUGUUUUGUGAUGUCGAGAGGGAUAGCAACUACUUGUGUGUGUAUGUGUACGUGUGACAGAUACUGACUACCCUAGUUUUUCCCCUAGGCAGCGGUUCAAUCCUUGUGUGAGUGAGAAAGAGGCUGCUGCAUUUAUCAUCAAAAUCAUCCAGAGCUGCUUCCUCAGCAGCAGGUCAGUUUAACACAUUCUCCUUUAUGUUGGUGACUGUGUAUCAAACUCAGACUUGGGUUUCAAAUACUUAAAAAAUCGAUUCAAAUACAUUCUGUGCCUGUUUUGAGAUUGCCUGGCUUAAUAAACCAAUAUCAAAGUCCCAAAACGGCAAACCCCACCCAUCUGGCUCUUCAGGUAAACACUGAAAGUAUUUUAAUCGAUUUUUCAAGUAGUUGAAACCCAGGUCUGAUCAAACCUUAUGCUUAACUCAAGUCUGCCAUUACAUGAACAAGAUUAUCUUUUAUACCAAAUAUUUCACAUUCUUAAACAGCUGUUUUCUUGUCUUGUUUUUCAGGAGCAAAACCUACGAUAUGCUCCAGUACUACCAAAAUCAGAUCCCAUAC